Molecule: messenger RNA, 70986 nt
Organism: Spirometra erinaceieuropaei
Lineage: Eukaryota; Metazoa; Platyhelminthes; Cestoda; Diphyllobothriidea; Diphyllobothriidae
Source: the annotation of a GenBank genome assembly
AUGUGCUUGGUUGGCGCGACAGAAUCCCACUAUGGGGCCACGACUUUCAUAUUUGUAGUGGAGAACGACCGCAUAUGCCGUGAGUCCGCGGUCUCCGUCGGCGAGGGUGGGCGCGUCUCAGCGAAGGUGAUGCGGAGACCCGUCCCGGCAGCAGUUAUCCAACGGCGUACCAGGCAGAGCCUCGUCUCGACGAUGCCGGCGCAGUGUUUCAUCCGACCAUCCAUCCAGCGGAGUCCGCAGUACACUGUGCACGCGGCAAAAGCACACAGCGCCCUCACCUGGUUUAGCCCGCCGGCCGAGGCGGUUGCCCGGGGUGUGGCCGCUGAGCAGAGCCCAGCUACGUGGAGCCACAGGUGAGAGUUGAGUGCCAGCAAGUGGACGCUAGGCGUAGUCUCACCUGCAAGCAAGUGAGCGACCACCACGACCAUCACGUGAACCCACCGCUGACACCCCUACACCCCUUCGAACAGCAGUACAGAAAAGUUAACAUGUGCAAGAAAGUGUAGAGAAAACAAUCCCAAAUCUGAAAUGUACAUAGACUUACACAUCUUCCCCGCCAGAGCGUUUGUCAAACAAAAUAGCGCUCGAUCACAAAUGUAAAAAUUAAAUCGCAAAGACUUUGAUUUUGGCAGGAAGAUGGAUAUGUCUACCAGAAGGAGAUGGGGUGUGUGAUAGUGUAAAUUGAGAAUCAGGAAAAAUAUGUGGGGUGGUCAUUUGUGGUAGUUGCGUAGAGGGAACCGAAACUGACGAAUCGGAUAAGGUCGAUGUAGAAGAAUUGCAUGCAACAGCGGGCGGCGAGAUGCACUCAAGAUAUGUUGGAGUUAGUCUGUGAAUGGAGACCGUGCCAGCCUCCUGAAUGACGUUAUAAUUGGCCGUUCGCUGAAGAACUUUAUGUGGGACAUUGUACGGGAAACAAAGAGGUUCGCGAACUGCGUCAUGUCGAACGAAACCGAACGAAGGAGAUUUAUGGUCUUCAUUCACAGACACACGUUUGGAGGUCAGACGAAUGGGAGUUGCACACAUUUGAGCCAUGUGUUGUUUCAACUGGUGCAGGAAAGUGCUCGGCCAUUUGGUGUUCAUAGUUAAAGAGUGUGCAAAUACUUGGGGCAGACGGAGAGGCGUACCACAAAGUUGGACAACACUGCGUUGAAUGUCUUCUUUGACAGAAGACCGGAUGCGAUUUAAAAAUGGUCAAACACUCCCUUGCGACAGGAUAGUGGAAAUAAAAGUGCGUGGGCACCUGUGGACCAAUCGCACAAAAGCUUACUUGGUAAUACGGGAAGUGCUGCAUCCCGAAGUCGAAGGGUAUUAAACGGUCAGCGGGUGGACUCGUUUGUCGGCUGCAAUUCUGCACAUAUAGCAUAUCUUUUAAACAGUCUUAUCUUCAGAUUUUAUUUUGUAUCUGAUACCACCUACUCGGGCCGGGAGACGAACGAUCGUCUUCUAAGCGGGCUACAUCUUUUAACCAAGUACCAAAUUAUGUCGUUAAAAAGCAGGCGGCGGUAGAGUCAUGUAUAUGCACAGGGCUCCAGUUUAUCACGAUGAGUAGUUCUUUCUUUUGAAAUAAUUCUCCAUCCGUAGAAGUCUCUCACUUAUUCUUCGUGUUUCGGGCACGCAGUCUAUUUCUGUGCCUCGGUGGUGUUCUCCACUUCGUGAGUACAUAGGUUUAUCAAUAGGGCAGUAGCCACAGUCUUCAAUAGUCUUUCGGUCGGUCCUUCUUUGACAGCUCGUGAUCGUCAGUCAUUUGGGCUCAUUAUACGUCCUCCGGGGUCCCGUGCAGACAGUUUUGUAACGUCAAUAAUCGGAUAGACCUUCCCUCGUCUAUAACUGUGCCUACUCCACUUCUACCUUGUUAGCUUUUCCCAUUUGGUAACUUCCCAAAUAAACAUUCUAUUGUUGUCAUCUGACAACUUUACGGUAUUUAUUCUAUGUCCGGUACUCUUGACUCGGUGCGUGAUGAGAUAUUCAAAUAUUUAGAGAUGAUAAUGAGAGGGACGACUCCGAGUGGAGCGAAAACACACUUACCUCCCUUCAAGGAUGCCAGGGUCCAGAACCUCUUCCCCAGCCCGUGCUCUAUAAGAGAAGUAUAUGACCAAAUACGGCUACUCGAGGCCAGUUUAUCCUCGGACGAUCCGUUUGCUUCGGCGUCCUUGAGCAGUGCAAAAUAUUUCGAAGCUGAAGCAUUUUAAACUCUAAAAAACUGAUCCAAACACUGCAUUGCUGGUUAUUUUGGUAAUUUUUCAUUAAAAGUGUAUCUUAGAAGGAAAUUUUUUUACCUAAAGCAAACUUCCCUUUUACGCACUAUAUUGCAAAAAUCUCAAACGGAUGACUAAAAAUGCCCUCAUAGUAGGUGUUUUUGGCAAAAGUUUCUUGCCCUGUGUUCUAACCAGCUUGAAGAUGAAAAGGGUUACCGAAAUAAACCCAUUUCAUUCCUUCAUUUAUCGUCGUCGACACCUUAAUAAAUUUUGGUUGUUGUAUGCAUACUUCCUUCACCUUCCUUGCAGAUGAGUUUUGCAGUUUUUGGGCUGUUCACGACUGUUGUGUCCAUUUGUUUCAUAUUUGCUGACGGUACCCUCUGUUAUUUAAUUCCAGUCACAGUUAUUGUCGCGAUAGCGCCUUUAUUUAGCCUCCCCAAUAAACUUGCUAAAUGAAUACCAGAGCCCAAUUCCGCAUCGUAAAUUUGAGUGUUGUUGCAGAAGCAGCUAAAAUAUGCAUUAGCUUCAGAAUUUAAAGCGAAACUUUUCCCUGCCUGAAGUUUAUGGGUUGACAGAAGCUCAGACUUGAAACUCUCAUCCAACCUGAGCAAACUUGGGCACCACUUUGAUGACCUUUCAUCUUGGCCCGCUCGAAAAGAACUUAGUAAAAUGGGGUCGUUGUUUCGAAGUGAAGAGAUGCAACUCUCACAGCUGUUUCUGCAAAUAGAUUCGGCAUACAUGUGUUUAGCAGAGUUGGGUGAACUAGGAAUUGUUCAGUUUCGCGACGUAUGUCCAAGCUAGGACCAUUAACCUUCUGAUUAACAGAUGACUUCUUCGACUAGUGCUUUUCAGAGAAAGUUCGUCAAUGAAGUUCGAAGGUGCGAUGAAAUGGAACGGAAGUUACGUACGUUUAUGUGUGAAUUAAUGGGCUUUCUGGUUCAGGGUUCAUGGAAAAGGAAAUAAAAUCUAACAAUUUAACCAUACAUGCAUGUCUCGAAAUCCCCGAGGCACCUGCUCCCAGAGAAAUGAUCGACAUGGAGACAACAUUUGAUAAACUUGCAAACGAAGCGAGCGAAGUCAAUUCUAGCCUCGAAAACCUUAAAAAAACUUACUUUGAACUCCAAGAAAUGAAACACCUUUUGCGCAAGACACAAAUCUUCUUUGAAGAGGUAAUUCAGUUCAGCCCUCAUCCCCCACUUCUAUUUUAAAAAAAUUUAUAUCUCUUAAAUUUUAUUAUUUCUGAACUGUUUGGGGACAGAGACCCAACCGACAAUCUGCAAGGACCGCACCUUUUAACCACAAGGAGUCGAAGUCAGAGCUACAUGAACUUCGAUAAAAAUUGACCAUUAAUAAGGAACUUGUUGAGAAUACCGCUGACUUCAAGGAAACAAAGAUGAUGAAAACGUGUAAGAAGUGAAAUCCAUCUAGCCGAAAUACAGUUUUACUCCUGGGGAGUAUGGGAAUGAAAGUGGGGAGGAGGUACAGCCACGAUCAGGAAUUGUCAAUAAAAGCUCUGCGAGUAUGAACGAGCCCAAAGGAUGCGGUCAGCUUGUUCCAAACAUAAGUGAAUAAAAUAAUACGUUAGAGCACAAUGGGCAUUUAUCCUCGUUCUUCGAGUGGCUGCUCCGAAAGCGCCUUUGAAUUAGAUUAGGGGGUUAUCUGCAAGUUCGCCAAACCUAGUUAAAUAGAGCACUGGUGGAUAAUGAAUCACUCAGAAUAAUUAAACUCCUUCAUCUAAAUUCUGAAGAAAAUAGUGUCAUACUUGGUUGUAAGCCAAAACACUCCCUAACUGUCUGGGAACACUCUUCAUGCAAACCUCUUGCUAUGAAAGACUUCUUGUGGGAUUCCCGGACAGCUGAUUGUUUUCCAGUCGGAAUAUCCAACGCGGGAACAAAUGAAAAUGAGUGAGCCCGCCGAGGAUUCGAGGGAGAGGACGGUAACUGAAGCAAGAGGACUGGAAAUAGUGGACUGACAGAUUAUUUGUCGAACGAGAUCCUUUUUUGGAGAGUACCAGUCAUGAUGGCGGAACAUCCCGACGGCCAAAACUGUCAUCAAAUCAAAUUCUUCUUUGAAGGCACUCAAAAUAUUCUAAAUAGGGCUGAUAAUUAAAAAUUUCAGUUUCGAAAAAUUGUACUGAUACUAUCUUGACUGGUAGGUUGUGCACCGAGAAAUCCGUCCCUCAACUGUAACCAAGACUGACGGAAAGGGAAAGGAGGAAGGGGAAGUAGCCCUCUUCCUCAAAAAAACCCAGAUAUCGAUUCAUUAAUGCGGAAUAUGUCGAGAUUGUGCUAUGCAAACUAAACCUACAUCUUUCUGAAUAGACACUUCGUCACAGUUUACAACCGUCGGAGUCAGUUUGAAGUCAGAAAAGAAGUACUAAUACGACCGGUAAAAACAGCGGAUGACAUUUAUAUUUUCAUCGCCAACUUUAAUGCUUCCACGAUAAAUUCGGAUGUAAUAACAACCGCUGCUCCCUGACGUAUUUACUUACAUGUUAUUAUCUUCGGCUUUGGACGAAUUCCUCAUUCAAUAUGUGCAUUAUCCAGGCAUGUGAGAAGGGCGAAUGUCAGGCUGUCUGAAUUUCAAAUUCACAACGGCAGGGAAAGAUAUGGAUGAGGUAACCUCCGGCCCUCCAUUGUUUGGGUGGUCGUGGGACUGGGUACUUCUGUAACUGGAAUGAGUGAAUUUACAGUGUUUUUAAAAGCGGUCGUAGUUUUGAGACCGACCGCCAAGGGCUUAUAUCGGAAGAACCUACGGAAUUGGGACAGAUUUCAAGGUACCUUGUGAAAGUUAAUAAACGAAUACGGCCGAUCCAAAGAUACACGCCGAAAGGACUUACUGCAGAGAUCAAGGGAAACAGGAUAUAUCGAAGAUGUUUCUAACACGGAGGGCGACUCGUUAAAGAAGGACUGGCGCAAAAUGGAACGCUCCUCCCAUCGCCAUAGUUAGGAUCGGAGUGGUCACUGUCUUUUAACCGCGUCUUGACAAUCACCAGCAAUGCAAACUGGCCACUAAGUUUAUUACUAUAGUUUUUUUGCUUUAAUACCUACAUUUACUGUAUGGCUUAACUCACCCUGUCCUGUUAAUCUGCAAUUUGUUCUUCUGACCAAUUGUUACAGCUGUUUAUACAGUCAACAGUGACGGUGACUUAUGCGCCUCCUGUUGACCUUCGGAAGACUGACAUGUCCUUGAAAACCAAGAGUCAGCCCGCUGUAAUGCUGGUAAAUGGCGGGCGAAAGUAAUCGACGAGGUCUCCAAAUCGUGACACGUCCCCUCAUGUCAUUUUGCAGAUGUUGUGUCUUUUUACGUCAGUCAGUCCGCGUAAUAAGUCUGGCUACUUUUUACUAGGCGCAAAAUGCGCCGUCUUUUUCAGUUGAAGAAAGCGUCAGUCUUCUUGGCGAAGAGGGUGGCAGGACGACCGCUACUGGUGGAGCUGAGAUGCACCUAGGGUGCGCUAAUCGUUGUACUGUGUUUUGUCCCAUUUUUGCACAAAUUGUUGUCUGCCAGGAUACAUACGUCUCGCUGUGACACGUUAAAUAAUGUAUCGCGCUUCAGGUCACCGUCUUUCAUUAUUUUCACGAGAAUCCAUACACUUUUUGUGCCUGCUGUAGUGCGUACUCGUCUGGUUGUCACAAUCACGGUCACGCUUACCAUGCACUGGUCUCAUCGGCAAAGUCUCAGACGAAGUGUUACUUUUUGACAGUUCGAGGGUUUUCGAACAGAUUUUAAAUUUUCCGUCAGCAUCUUACCUAUGCCGGUAGGCAGCGUGCACAUAAUAGUCCACACUUGCGGACGGAUUUUGUUCAGACGAAUGUAAGCGCCGUUUCGAUGAUCAACUGUUUUUUACUUUUGCGUUCUUUGGCGUUUACCAACCGGCCUGUUUAAACAAAGUGGCCGCAUUUGCGGUAAUAACCAACAGUAAAACUAUUCGGGCGGGGAUGGGUUGAUUGAAGGUGGCACUGCUCCAGGUGUGUUGUUUUCUAACCGGAUGUCAAUCACCGUCCUACUGCCGCGGCAGUUUCGUACUCGGUUGCAGAACCCGUUUUUCCUUGCUUGUAGUCUGCAUGUCUCUUACAGCAUGUUACCACUGAGGGGGCGGAAGCCCCUCCGUUGCACUCCUUCCGUCAACCUGUCGGAUGUUACCUUUCUCCUCCCCCCCCCUCUCUCUCAUUUGUGCCGGUCAGCUCUUACUGUUUACCCUUUGCUGAUUUCAGCUCGACCGCUGGUGUAAUUCUUCGUCAGAAGUUGCCGGCGUUCGAACGAAUGCUGUGGCGUGCAUGCAGCGGUAACGUAUUCUUGAAGCAGGCGGAAAUCGAGCUGCCACUGGAGGACCCAUUGACGGUAUGGAGAAUCGGUGUCUUUUUGUUUUUUUUGUUCUCUUUUUUUACUUAACUGUGGGGAUUUGACCCAUUAUUAACGGUUCCCUUCACUAGCACAUGCUGACAUCCUUGUUAGAAUUGAAAGAUAGCUGUUGGUUCGGAACGGCAUACUGUGUCCUUGCACAGACUGCAACGUAGUCAUUUUAACUUGGUUGUUUUUGCCAAAGUAGUUAAAUAGUACAUUUGUGGAUCAAUGUCGAAAUACACUCGACCUCUCAAGCGCACAUGGCCCAACCACCCGUUGACAUGGAAAAAAAGUUAGGCCCUUUUCUAGCAGCUACGGCAAGGUGUAAGGUGGAAUGACCUACGAAGAAAAUAUUUCUCCCUUUGGAUACAGGCUGCAAUGUUGUGAUGCCAACGUACACAUGCCCAUGUUAAAGCGUUUUCGACUUAUCGCCGAAGAAUGAUUGUCGGUUUUUUCUCAGCUCCAUUUUCUCUCAAGCACUUCGUCUUUUAGAACUUCUGUCCUUACCCCUGAUUCCUUCUUUUCUCCUCAACAGGGUGAGAAGGUGUACAAGACAGUUUUCAUAGUCUUCUUCCAAGGUGAGCAGCUACGGAUCCGAGUGAGGAAAAUUUGCGAAGGGUGAGGACUCUGUUUUCAAAUUUAUAAAUUAUCCCUAACACCACUUCCGGGCGUUCUAGGCCUUGUCUAUCGCAGAGUCCAUUGCACACUUCCGGCCCUGUUUCACGAGCACAGCAAGUCCAUAGUAAUGGGUUUUCAAGCUCAGCGCGAACUGCCAAACGGCCCUAUUAACUGCUAACUGGAGUUUUUCUCUUGUCGAGUCAGCUUUUCGGACUUCUCGGGGAGUGAAACCUCUUUUUGCACGAUUUUGUCGCUUCCUUGCUUGAGGACAGAAAAAGGAGAUGCCUGUACUGCGGUUUGGCGGUAUCCAGAGGUGGUGAAUAUUCAUUCGGACGUCUGAGGCACCCACCCGGUACUGUCUCGCUGCUGUAUAAUUUAUAAUGCGCCAGUUCGUCCAGUCGAUUGAUUCUCAUGGUCCCUAACUUUUGACCUUCCGGGUACCUUCUACCCAGGCCGGAAGACUUUGAUGUUAUUACUUAGAGCGUGGCCACCCGCAAGUGCUUGCUUCAGAUGUUUUAAAGGCCCAUCACCCACAUAAGGACCUGUUCAUGUCAAUCGGCUUGCCUUCGUGUAAAGUGUAUCUUACUCAACGGCAUACCCGUUCCCUCAGUGGGAGGCCACCGCAUGUUAGGGCCCUAAAUAAGGACUCCAAGAGGAAUGAAAUGGCCCCUAUUCGACCCCACAGAUAGAAUAAAUACCGGCAUGCCACCCCCUACUGACAGCAUGAACUCGUUGCCAAAGCGGUCAACUGUCAAAGUCCCAGGUCUCCUGAUAUGACCGGUCGGUGACGGCAGACGAGCCAAACCUAUCCUUUUCAAAUCACCCUUUUACUUGCUUUCCCCAGAGAUCGCCUCAUCCUCCUCUUCCAUAUUAACACCUGGGGUCGGCAUUUUUGCCUAUAUCCAUUUGUAAAUAUAUAUAUAUAUAUAUAUAUGUUUAAGUUAAAGGCGUUCUUUGGGAAAAUGAACUUUAUUGCGUAAAUUUUCGACGCCGGUUCUCCAGGUCGUCUUCAGACGCAGACUGAGAGUAAAUGUGCCGACAACAGUUAACAUCUGGCAGCGCACGUGGAAAAAAUCGAUAAUCGUUCGCGUUUGUGCCCGUGAGCGGCCGCUAUUUGCGUCAUUCUGUGCCGAUUGGCUCUCGUCUCUUCCAUUUCUCCUUGAGACUUUUGUACGCGGCGUCCAACUCGAUGUGACGGUUGAUGCACGAUUCAUCCGAGUGCAUGGCCUCAAGGAACUCUCGGCCUUUCUUGAAGGGGCAGGCGCCGACAAUCCGUGUUCUGUCCCAAGCAAACGUAUGUCCCGUGUGGGGCCUGUGAUGCAGUUUAUUGUGGUCAAACAGGAAAAUCCGCCUCUACACGCAUUCACGAACACCAACUUGCAGUAAAGAGGCGAGACCACCUGUCUCAAGUAGCCAUGCAUACCCUGGACACGGGGCAUACGUUUGCUUGGGACAGAACACGGAUUGUCGGCGCCUGCCCCUUCAAGAAAGGCCGAGAGUUCCUUGAGGCCAUGCACUCGGAUGAAUCGUGCAUCAACCGUCACAUCGAGUUGGACGCCGCGUACAAAAGUCUCAAGGAGAAAUGGAAGAGACGAGAGCCAAUCGGCACAGAAUGACGCAAAUAGCGGCCGCUCACGGGCACAAACGCGAACGAUUAUCGAUUUUUUCCACGUGCGCUGCCAGAUGUUAACUGUUGUCGGCACAUUUACUCUCAGUCUGCGUCUGAAGACGACCUGGGGAACCGGCGUCGAAAAUUUACGCAAUAAAGUUCAUUUUCCCAAAGAACGCCUUUAACUUCAACUUAUAUUUCUUGGGAUGCCUACGUUUCAAUAUAUAUAUAUAUAUAUAUAUAUAUAUAUAUAUAUUUAUACUACAUAUAUUGUGGUGGGGGCGCUAACCAAUCGUUCUUACGGACCUCACUCGUCCCGUUGGGCUCUCUCUCGAGCCCAACCAGCAGCCGCACAGCGACUCAUGAUAUAGGCAAUAUGGUAUUACCGACAAAGACAAGGGAGACUGGAAUGGCCAUUUCUGGCUUGUUAGCCGUCGUCAGCCGGUCAUACCCAACCCCGAAGUUCGGAACACCCGAGGCUCGAACUCGCGACCUGCUAUUUAUUCCCUAACCACUGGGCCACGAGCCCGUUGACCUAUCGGUUUCGAUCGGGAAUAUACAAUGGUAGAGGCGUUGGACUUCUAACCAACAGGUCGCAAGUUCGAGCCUCAGGUGUUCCACACUUCGGGGUUGGGUAUGACUGGCUGACGACGGCUAACAAGCCAGAAAUGGCCAUUCUAGUUUCCCUUGUCUUUGUCCGUAAUACCAUACUCCCUAUGUAUAUUAUGCAUUAUUGUAUUAGUAUUAUAUUAUAUUUAUUAUAUUAAAUCUAUAAUGAUGCUUAUUCAUCUGUUUUUUGGUAUAUUUUUUCUCUAAGGUUUCAUGCAACCAUCUAUCCCUGCCCCGAGUCGGCCUCUGACCGUCGAACUAUGCUGAUGGAUGUGGUACAGAAACUGGACGAUCUGGAGACCGUCCUGACGCAAACGCAGCAACAUCGUCAACGAAUUUUGGAGGCGGCGGCCAAAAAUAUCUACAGCUGGUUUAUUCGGGUGCGCAAAAUGAAGGCCAUCUACCAUACACUGAACCUCUUCGAUCUCGAUGUGACCACCAAAUGCAUGAUUGGCGAGUGUUGGUGCGCGGUCAGCGAUCUGGAUAAAAUCAACUUGGCCCUAUGCCGUGGCAUGCAGCGCUCGGGCAGCACUAUUCAACCGAUCCUCAAUCACAUGAGUACAAGCGAUCAACCCCCCACUUUUAACAGGGGGGAUAAAUUCACUACCUGCUUUCAGAGCAUUGUUGAUGCCUACGGCGUCGCGCGUUAUCGCGAAGUUAACCCGACACUCUUCAAUCUCGUGACCUUCCCUUUCCUCUUUGCUGUUAUGUUUGGUGAUGCUGGACACGGACUGAUUAUGUUCCUCUUUGGCUUAUGGAUGGUCCUCUGCGAGCGACAACUCAUGGUUAGUUUUUUUGGCUCCUCUAAUUUUCCUAAUUGUCUAAGUUGUGCUCCUUCGCAUUACCUGACCACAGACUUCAGAAGGAGAAGAUGCGAUAGCUGGAGCAAGAAGUUUAUUGGUUUGACGUUUCGAAUUCUUACUCGAACCUGUCGUCAGGGGCAGUCGCAGAUAAGGGUCUUGUUCCAGCGAUUGUGUCUUCUUCCAAAUUGAUUCCUGGAACUUGCCUCUUCGUUUCUGUCGGUGACCAUGCACUUGGGGUUUGCAACACUUCUGAGUACAGCAUAUAAUCACAGGGUGUUGGAGAGCCCGAAUUGCUCACUCUUCAAUAUACAGCUGUUUACUGUUUGAGCACCUGCUGGGCUUCAACCGGAGUUCCGGGAAAAAGCGCAAGCCCACAGACCAGAUCGGUGGACGCCUUUCUAUGUGACUUUAAAUCCCAGGCCAGAAUUCGGUUAGACUGCCUCCUUAUUGUUCUCCCUCAGUCCUCACCUAGUUGGGCACGUCCGGAAGUUUGCCUUUUAAAAUUACAGAACGCGUUUGUAUUAAACUCUGUGUAAUUUCCAGCCUCAUGUCUGAGGGAAGAACUACUACCUAAGAAGUGAUUCGUAAUGCCUACAUACAUUUAAUUAUACCUCGUAGAAAGACUUUAAACUUUUCAGUUUAACACGCCUGUUUUACGAGAUAUUGCGCCGCGCAGAGGUCUCUGUUUCGCUUGCCCAGCCUCAUUCGAACUACGGAGAUGCUUUUCGAAUGUCAUUGAUAAUGAGCUGGUCGAGUCAUAGGUACAGCUUAUUCGCUGAUUCGACAAACACCAGCAUGACCAGGGAUCUUAAACCCCGAUUAGUUUUCCUCUGCUCUAUGCGUAGUAAUAGUUGUCAGGUGACCAUCCGGCUCUUCCUGUUUUGGCACACUUUUAGGAAGUAGGGCGAGGCGGGUAAAAUGAAUCAGUCACUUGGGAAACAGGAUUUCGCUCGCGUUUUGUCGAUUUAUUCCCCCCGCGGUCGUCCUAGGCAGCUUUACCAGCUCCGUUAGCCAUGAUAAUUUGGCACAUGCUGUAGCAUGUAAAUGCAAAAGCCCUGGACGAUCGCUGGACGUCUCGCCUGGUGAGCCUGGCCGUCAUCUGGUAGGUUCUAGGUGAAUUACUUAGGAAAUCCUGCGUGGGCAGUCAACUUACUGUAUCAGAUUUGGUGGACUCCAGGCGUUGCAGUAGAUUUGGCGGAUAACUUGACCCAGAUGUGAUUAAACUCGCGUCGUCCGACGGGACCUCGUAGCUCAAGUGGUUAGAACGUUGGCUGUACUAAAGCCUUCCCCUUCUGCGUGGGUUCGAAUCCCACCGAGGCUCCGAGUUUUUCAGAGUUGGGUCAAUAUGAAUAGCAAAAUUGUAAACUACUAGACAUAUGUUGCCAGAACGUUAAGACGUGGUUUGGUAGCCGCACCUGGUGGACACAAUACUGUUGGGGUUGGGGUUAGCGAUUGGGAUUUAGGAUAAGGGGUUGUAGCUACGGAUUAGGGGUUAGCGCAGCUAUUUCUCAACCGUUGAAAGUAUAACCACGCACACCCAAUAGCUUUUCUUCGGCAUACCACUGCUUGACCUCGUCGCAUGUGCAUUCCCCGGCCCCACCUUUAAAAACCCCUAUUACCACCGGUCCCGUAUUAGAGGUGACUGGGGUUUGUUUACUUCAGGUGGGGCUACCAAAUUACGCCCGACACCAAAACGUAGUGGUUGUCCGAACUCCAGACUCGCCGCCAUUUUUAAUAAACUUGACCUAGAAUCAGCGCGUCGUGGCAGUAAAGACGGCCACAAGACCCGUAAACGCAUUAUACAGACGCACCGGAAGGUUGCAUACUUCCGUAAUCUCAGAUGUAUUGACACCUCACCGAGCAGUGUUUAUGGUGUCGCUAGGGCUAGGUCAGACUUAUCUGGUCCUGAGCCAUCUCUUGGAUUCCGAAGGGAGGAGGGCGGAAGUGGGUGACUGUCCUCGCCAUGACUACUCUCAUUCUCGAGACCUGCCAUAUUUUGGACACCACACACACACACACACACACACACACACCUCAAGUUCUUGAGUUACCCUACGUUCUUUCAUAACUUUCUCAAACUUGCUGCCUUGUUGCCUUUAUAACGUAGCCUACCCGCCAGUGCGAAUUUGUGGGCUUAGCGUUGCUCAACAUUAUCUGUCAUCGAUUAGACUUAUGACUACUUUUAUUUGAAAGCGAUAGAUGUUACCGUCACUAGGAUCUUGCCAAAGGUUGCCCCAUUAUCAAUUCAACACUUGUUGUUUUCGCGAAAAGAAAAUCAAGGGUGAAUUGUGGGAUACUUUCUUCAACGGACGCUAUGUAAUCCUCCUCAUGGGCGCCUUUUCCAUCUAUACGGGCCUCAUCUACAACGACAUCUUCUCGAAGUCGGCGAACAUUUUUGGUUCUUCUUGGUAUCCCGUCUACGACAAGGGAGCCCUGUUCUCGAAAAGCGUGCUGCAGCUGGAACCCAGAGUGAGUGAGAAUAUCACCCAUCAAAUGUACAGUGGGCAGCCCUAUCCCUUCGGCGUGGACCCCGUCUGGCAAAUCUCCACCAACAAGAUUCCCUUCGCGAAUUCUCUGAAGAUGAAGAUCUCAAUUAUUCUUGCUGUUCUACACAUGGUCUUUGGUGUCGUAUUGAGUCUUUUCAACCACCGGUAGGUUGCGCUCAACUGUUCAUGACGUCAUUUCUCAACUUUUUGCUUACAGACCACCACCACCACCGCCGCCAUUAUUAGCAUCUUAAGUUCAGCACGUAUCCUUCAUGUCGAUUAUAGUGAGAACCGUUCGCAGGGGGGGGGCUUGGUCAACUAAAGGGUAGCAGUUUUAUGAUCUCUCCUUUUGUCAAUAAAUCUAACCGAUGUGGUCAGUCACAAGUUUUACUGACGACUCUGCUACCAUUGGCUGAGUGGGCUAAGGGUAUUUUCAACCGUUUGCUACUGGACUGAUCUAGCGAAUGCGCGACAUCUAUGCCACUCAGUUAACAUCCAUUUUACGCAAACGUUAAAACUCGUCUUAGAACCCGCUUUCAAUUUCUCAUUAGUUUGAGAAUGUCAUUAAGUACUUUUGAUGCAUCGACGGAUUUCAGGCGUGUCUAGACCGCUUCCUAGUGACAUGCAAGUAGAUUAGAUGUAACUGUUGUCUAGAUUUAAGAUUGCCGUCGUUUCAUGGCCGUGGACAGGCCAAGAAACCAACGUUCGGUAGCCUCAGUCCUAAUUAAAAUAACAUACCAAACACCAUUACUCUGAGUUGGAACAAAGAGAAAAAAGCAUCAAAAGUGGACAAAAAUUAUGGAAUUUGAGACAUUUCUAGAAAAGUAUACGUAUCCUCAAGAUGUGUAGGAAGAGUCAAGCGUCAAAAAUGAAAUUUUAAUUGCUCUUUGCUCUUGGACCUUUAGCAAUCUCGCGCUAACAGUUGAAAUGACUUCAAUGGUACUUGCACUUAUGUGAGUUGAAGAUGUUUUCAGUGAGCCUUGUGCGUUUAGAGUCAAGAAAAUAUUGUUCUACCCUCGAGAAAAAACGAGCGUUGGUAAAACAAACAACGAAACUCAGAGGAUUCCUCGAAAUGUGUGGGACUAACGAUUAAUUCUCGUUGGGCAUGCCAAUUCGUACGAAAAAGUUAACAUUUCGAGUUAAAUCACAAAAGAGGGUGGUGGAAUGGUUUGCUAAAUAAAGGAAGGCAUUAGCAUGUUCGAUGUGGGGUGUAGGAGAAUCCGACUGCCAACUCACUCCAACUCAUUCUCCAGUUAUUCUGUACAGAAUACAUUAUCCACCUUCUCUUUCCGUUCGGCGUUGGACCUGAUGGUUGUGGGGCCAGGGUCUCUCCCGCGGCCUAGCCUGCCGCGAUACGGACGUCUAUUAAAUGGCCAGUGUCCAUUACAUUUACAAGGAUAGGGCUUUAACCGGCCCUUUAUUCAGUUUUUCCGAGCCAAGUUGCCAUGUUUUCUAGUAAAUCCUUUUGAACAAAAGUUCUUUUCAUAUUGACCCAACUGUGAAAAACUCGGCGCCUCGGUGGGAUUCGAACCCGCGCAGUAAUUUGGAGGCUUUUGUACAGCUAACGCUCUAACUAUCUGAGCUACGAGGCCACGCCGGCCGACACGAGUUUAAUGACAUUUUGGGUCAAAUUACCCGCCCAACCUACUGCAGCGUUUGGAAUCCACCAAACUCGCGUCGUCCGGCGGGGCCUCGUAGCUCAGGUGGUUAGAGCGUUGGCUGUACCAAAGCCUUCCCCUUAGUGCGUGGGUUCGAAUCCCACCGAGGCGCCGAUUUUUUCACAGUUGGGUCAAUAUGAAGUAUUCAAAAUCUGCCAAAAUACCUAUGAAAAGCUAUUUUCUACGAACAGAAACACCCGCCGAGGGUUAAUGUUAUGGCCAUCCUGGUACUUGAAAUCCCGUGGAGCGUAUACGCACUCGACCCUUGUCCCCAAUACCAAAGCAGCAGACAAAGAAAACACCCUCGGCCACGGAAAGUGUAUUAGAAAAACACUGCAAGUCGCGACGCAUGUUUAUAACACCCUACUGCGGUUCGCCGGCAUUCGGCCCAAUGAUCUUCGGGAAGAGGUGAGUAGCCAAUGGAGAGGCGCCACGAAUAAGAUAACAGCGCUGUAGAGAAAACAAACGCACGUGACCUCCGGAGGUUGGUUGGCUUUUGUUUUGGGGGGUGUUAGCACUCUCGACGGUUAACGAGGAGUUAAUGAUAGCAUGUUUGCUAGUCAGUCCUCUGAAUUGCUUAAUGGAGAGUAUUACGAAGGUGAAACAAUUAGGAAAACGUCGGAAGUUUGACAGCAGAUGAAUGGCACGGCUAGGAAACGCGGUCCUGCUAGGAAAUGGGGAACCCCAUGUGUAUUCGAUACGGAGAAGCGUGGCAAAAGGGGUUUUACGGGUGGGGCCGCGGGAGUGUGUGUAAGCUAAGAGAAAACGCAGGCCAUAUGGGUAUUUACGCCUGUAUGUUUCAGUGGGUACUAAAAUCUCGGCGUAAGCAGUGCGCUAUACGAAAAUUCACCGCAUACAACCAGUAAAACCAAUUCCACGAAAGAUAAGAAUGGUUGGCCUGUUAGGGUCAUCGAAAAUGAACCGCCCAGGAAUACUACCAGUGGACCUUGUCGCUCGCGACGGUUGAACUACCAUGCGUGCUUCUUAGUGAGCUGAUUACUUAUUGUUUCUGAUGUGUGUUCUAUGUCACAACUUUCGUUGUCACCAGUAACGAGCAAACAGAAUGGGGUCGAGAAAGAUCCUAGUCGCAACAGCGAGGGUCACACUCUUACUUGACAUGUACGUGCUUCUGUUUUCCAAAGCUCUUGACUCAGCCCUGGUACAAAGGGGUGAGUUACUUCGCAUCAUUGCCAUGCUCGCAGUUAAGGGCUUAUUUCCAAAUGCUCCAAAAGUAGCCCUCCUCUUUUCGCUGAUAAAAUCCCAUCACCCAUUCAAACUUCCGUACUUUUAUUUUCCAUGACCCGUCACACCAAAUCGCCCCUUGUAUCCACCUCUGCCUGAUCACUGCCGCUCACGUCCGCUCAGCUUCUUCAACGAUCGUCUGGAUAUUUGGUGUGACUUCCUGCCCAAACUGGUCUUCCUCUGUUCAAUCUUUGGCUACCUGGUUGCUAUGAUUUUCUACAAGUGGGGCGCCUACACUGCCAUGGAGGCUGCCACAGCUCCCAGCCUGCUUCUCAGUAAGCCGAAAAGCACAGCCCACCUCUGUGAAUUGUUUAACCACCCAGAAUUUGCCCUCGAUGACUUGCACUGUUUUUUUUUCUUCGCAUUUUAGUGCUAAUUAACAUGUUCCGCUUCAACUACGAAGUCAAGGACAGUCCUGGAGAUCCUUUCUAUGCCGGACAGGUAGGGGUUCCUUUUCAUCUGUUGCAAGGGGGGGUGGGUUAGGGUGUUUGAUUGACGAUCAAACACCAGAUGCUUAUGCUUAUACAUGGCAGCAUAGGUACUAUCCAAAAACCCAGACACCUGUUUUUGCCGAUAUUCUGUCGCUGCAAGACACAGCUGUGAGUGGUUCGGCCUAUCAGUGGGUCCCCCGGCGUCCCCCGUGUGCCUUCUGGAAGAUGCUCCAGUUCUGGAAUUGCAGCUUUUUAAUUUCCCCAGAAAUUAAUCGCUAACUGGGAGUGAAUCAGUCUAUUUGAGACUGAUAGUCUCAAAUUCAGUAGAUGGACCAACACAUGAAAUGUCAGCCGAAAUUCCAAAAUGGGUUUUCGUUUCGAAAAGAUUAAUUAAGUAGGGUUGUAAAACUGGUCAGCUUACCCCAGUUACCCCAGGAUGCCGGCUUUCGAAUGAACUUCCUUCCGGCUUCAUGCAAAAACGACUACAGUAUGAAUUUUUCUCAUUUCGAUGCCCCUAAAAGUCCAAUUAUAUUUUAUGGAAAAAAUGAAUGAAAAUAUUCAUUCUCUUGUUAAUUGAGUAGUAAAAGACGCCUUCUAAUUUUGCUCUCGAAGGAAGAGUAUAAUUCGGCUUCAAGAGGAGUCCCUUUUUAAUACCAUGGAAUGACCGUUCAUAAAUCGUCAUGUCUCUGCAUUUACCGAUGUAGCUUGUAAAGUUAACGAUAUGGAUGAAAUCCAAUGCUAAAUCUUAUGAACCCUAUAUGGUUUCCUUUUAAUACCAUAGAGAAAUAUGUAGUUUUCCGUACACGGAAAAUAUACGGCUUGUAUUUUCGAAACCCUGAAUCCAAGUGUAACGGCUGAGCGGUCACGACGGUCGAACUUUCGUGUGCUCCACAGCAAGUUGAGGGGAGACACGGCCACUUCGCGUGAAUUAGUUUAUGGUGGCAGCAGAUUUUCUUAGCAUCCACCCGCACCAUUCUGUUCUCCCCCACCUGGUUCCGGUGUCAAGACAGAGGUGGGAGAGGACGCCGGUGGCUGGCAUGACCGGAUCCUCACUUGGGCGUACCACUACACCACCCGGUCCACAACAACCAGGAUUUUAAUCAACAGCAAAAAUAGGGGGCGACAUCGAGGCCUCCAUUAACCACCUGCGAGUUCGAAGCCCAGGUGUUCCACACUUCGGGGUUGGGUAUGACUGUCUGACGACGGUUAAUUAGCCAGAAAUGGCCAUUCCAGUUCCCGUUGUCUUUUUCAGUAAUGCCAUUCUGCAUAUAUGUACAUAAAGGCAGGACGAACGGUCAUGGAUCAACAGCGGAAUGCUUGAUGGACGCUGAGAAGUCAAAUCUGGCGCACUCAUUGUAUAAAUUAUGGUGACGUUUCUGUGACCUUUAGAUCGCGAAACCUCAGAACACAUAGGCUAUUAGCGGAAUAUGUAGUGCUCUCAUUUAGCGCGGACAAUUAGGCUUUUCAUCAGGGAAGAUCAGCCAACUCCUUUCUGAAUCUUAGCCAGCUGCUUAAGCACGGAGAGAUCCUAUAUCCCCUUGGAUAUAGGGUGAGUGCAGUGACGGUGACUUGGGCGUGGAUUAGUUUGUAGUGACAGUACGCUUGCACAGCAUCGACCGCACCUUCUCUCUCAUCUGGCCCCGGCGUCAUGACAGAUUAAAGAAGACCGGAGGAGGGAGAGGGGAUAGGUUACUGACACGACGAAAACCCGCACUCAGACGUACCGCCACUUCGCCUGGCCCACUACGUACGCUGACCAGGAUUUUAUACAGCAGGAAAAGGGGGUGGGGGCGGCUCAGAUUCCAGUUGGUGCGACGUGAGCCCGCACCUAGAGGUGCGAUCACACCCCCGUGUUGGCAUUUUUAAUGUAGGCGAUUUCUCGAUAACGCCUGCUGCACUCCAGUCUUCCCCUCCUGUUGGUCCAACGCAUCUACCACACGGCCCGUUUUAGGGGCAGUCCGCCCCCAGUUGCGCGAGCAAACACGCCGGUCGGUGCCAAUAUUUCCUAGUCCGUCGCAGGAUUUCCUAAGUACCCCUCACCCGCAGGUCUUUCACGACUCCACGGUGAGCGCGCGCGCGCGUCGUUGAACCCUUGCAUUUAUGCUUAGGCUCUUACCAUCUUAUGUGGGCGUAUGUUUACCCAUUCGUAUUCGACCCCUGUUCGCAAGCAUUGCCUUUGAUCAAUUGCACUGAGAUUAAUAUUAUAUAAUAUACCAUACUGAAAGCACGAGUACUAAUCAGAAGCCGGUGCAUGACGCAGCUGCGAGGAGUUUGACUCGUCAGUAAGUCCCCCCCCCGCGUUCCCCAUGCGCUCAAAGCUGAAAAUAAAUCAUCCCUGUUAUUAGUUGCGUCAUUUAGCCCUUGCAAACCAGUAUCUGUGCUUUUUUUAUUUGUUUAGCCUGGACUUCAGUCGUUCCUCGUUGUGCUCGCGGUAGCAUGCAUUCCUUGGAUGUUGCUGUCCAAACCCCUGUUACUGCGCCAUCAAGCUAAAACAGCGUCCACGGCAAGUGUCCUUCCCUCCUGCUUUUUGAUCCUCUUAAAAACUGAAAAUCCUUCUUCCGGUUUGUGGUGUUCAGAUGCUCGCCUCCUGCUCAUUUUACACUUCGAUAAAAAGUGCCGAGAGGACAGGGUCCGCUUGUUUGGUCUGGAUUUGAGCAACUCAGCACGUUCGCAUGCGACAGAUGGUGAGGCAGCCUUUUGCUAAGAUUCGUUGCGACUGUACGGUUUGAUAGCCACCAGUCAAGCAUGGUUGAGUGCCGAGCUACCCUGUAAAAUGGUCACAUGCCACAGCGGUAAUACGCCAUGGUGACCCGAUGUCCUACGCACUCGUGGUACGUUAAACCGGAGUUCCGAAUGGGUGGGAUUGGACACAGAAAACAAUACCUCUACCAACCGCUUUGGGGCGAGUCGCAGCCUAGCUGGACUUUUGAUGCCCGGUAAUGCUGAGCAGUACUUUCCAUCCAAAAAGUGCUUUCUGCAUUCAUUAUUUACAGUGAGUGAUCGAUCUCAUGAAAUUUUGGCUGAAAUUCUGAAAUGCGUUCUCGAUUAGGAAGGAUUACUUAGGCGCGGUUGUAAUACUGAUUACCUUGCGGCAUAAUCCUAUAAUAUUUCGGACUUGGCAGGAUGUCGGCCUUCGAAUAAACUGCUUUUUAAUCUCCUGUAGAAACCGUACUCAGCAAAAAAUGACCACUUAGGUAGCAUGCAUUUUCCCACUGAGUUUCGAUGGUCUUGAAAAUUCAAAUAUAUUUUAUGGAAGCCACAAACAAAAUAUGCUUUCUUUCAGUCAUUUGAUAGAGAAUCACGUCAUCUUUAUAUGUUAUACUCGAAAAAGGAGUAUAACUAGGUUUUAAAAAAGUUUUCCGCUUGCCGAAUAAUUUGAAGCCUGAUCAGUCAUUGCACCAGCGCUUAGUGAUUUCAGUUUACAAGGUGCAUGCGUUCCGAGCAAAAAAUCACAUAUUCUUUUACGUCUUUAAGAAGACACCAUACAGAGUCCAUAAAUUUUGCAAUGGGUACGGACUGUGUUUUACAUUUCAUGAGGAGCAGUGGUAAAAAUACAGGUACGAUGUGUUAUUAGUGGACAUUUUGCGGUCUUACAAAAUCUUGUAUUUAGAAACUUUUUUAAAAAGUAAUUAUACUAAUUCUUCGCUUAUAUAAUAGAGAUGACGUGAUUCUCUAUCAAAAGACUGAAAGAAAGCAUAUUUUUGUUUGUGUUUUCUAUAAAAUAUAUUUGUAGUUGCAGGACCAUCGAAAAUCAAUGGGGAAAGUGCAUGCUACUUAAGUAGUCACUUUUCACCGAGUACGGUUUCUCCAGGAGAUUCAAAAGCAAUGUAUUCCAAAGCUGAAAUCUUGCCAAAUCUGAAAUAUUAUAGGAUUAUGCCGCAUGAUAAUCAGUAUUGCAACCGCGCCUAAGUCAUGCUUCCUAAUCGAAAACACAUUUUAGUCAACAUUUCAUGACAUCGGUCACUCACUGUAUCUUCUCCUGAAGUAACUGAAUUUGUUGUCAUCUAGCGUUACUAUUCGGUUGGUUGAAUCGAUUGGCUACUUGUCGUAACGUCAUUAAAGUUCCCUUCGCCACCACCGGACUCCUUGAUUAGGUCAAUAGACUGUGUCCCUCGACAGUUUACCAACCGAGCUACCUACCUGUCUGCUCUUUGGACCUGAUUAAGCCGACCUCGACAUAGUUGCGGGUCUGGAGAUCUCGACUUACUGUCUUCUCUAGGACCGAGAGUGGGUACCAAAGAUUCAGGUGCCGCCUUCAUGCUCAAAGUACCUCAGUUCUUUUUUUUCCCGAGUUGCUGCGAUUAGUGCGAGCUGCUGCAUUCCUGUAGGACUGGUCUGUGUUUUGUAGCUUGAGGUGAGUGAACACGAACUCGUUUGAAUCCCUGUCCCCCUGGGCCUGCGCGUCCCCCUCCAUGUGUCCCCGUUUUCCAACUGCAAUGUCCCACACUGACUUCUUUCACUUCUCAUUAGGCUCCUCCGCCUCGCCCACCGCCACCAAAGCUGACUAGCGAAGACGGCGGUGCGACAAAUAACGUGAACUCCAAGGAAUCGGCUGACAACGCGGCCGCUGGUAGUGCUGCGCACUCAGACGAGGUGAGGAAGGCUAGUUGUUGUGUCUCACCUAGACAGCAGAUGUGCUCUCUCUCUCUCUCUCGUGUGAGAUGUUGACUGAAAUAUGUUUCCGAUUCGAAAAGAUUGAUUAAGUGGGGUUGUAGAGCUAGUCAGCCUGCAACAUAAUUCUAUUAUAUUUCAGUUACCUCACGAUGCCGGCUUUCGAAUGAAAUUCCUUCCGGUUGCAUGCAAAAACUACACUCCGCAAAAUGACUACUUAAGUAGCAUGAAUUUUUUCAUUGAUUUUCGAUACUCCUAAAUGUCUUAUUAUAUUUCAUGGAAAACAUGCAUAGAAAUAUUUAUUCUUUCGCUCAUUCGGUAGAUAACUACGUCUUCUUUCAAUCUUAUACUCGAAGGAAGGGUAUAAUUCGGUUUACAAAAACUUUUCCAAUUCCCGAGUGAUUUUGAACUCGACCUGCCGUUACACUUGCAUUCAGGGUUUCGAAACUGCAAACCGUAUAUUUUCCGCGUACGAAAAACCACACAAUUCUCUACAAUAAUGAAGGGGAGCAUAUAGAGUUAAUAAAAUUUAGCAGUGGAUUUGAUCCAUAUUGUUAACAAGCCACAUUGAUAACUGCAGAGACAUGACGAUUUGCGAACGGCCAUUUCACGGUAUUUAAAAGUCCCACAGUGAGAAACUUUUUUAAAACCGAAUUAUGUCCCUCAUUCGAGUAUUAAAUCAGAAGAAGUCGUAGGUAUCUACCGAAUGAGCAAAAGAAUGAAUAUUUCUAUGCAUGUUUUCCAUGAAAUAUAAUUGGACUUAAUUGGCAUGAUUUUUCCCACUGAUUUUCCAUCCCCUUGCAAAUUCAAAUAUACUUUACAGAAAAAUGCACAAAAAUACUCUUUCUCCUACUUAUUUGGUGCCAAAUUACGUCUUCUUCAAGUGUGAUACUUGAAGAAAAAGGGCAUCAUUCGAUUUUAUGAGAUUUUUCGAGACCGUGAAAUGUCCAAUCGUACAGCAACGCAUCAGCCCAUUUACUAAUGUUCCUUAUAAAGCGGUCCACAUGCAUUACAAAAUUCCAUGAUCUCUACAUGUCUUCUUUAUAAUAACUUGUAAAAAUGCAUGAUCUUCCUUUCACGAAAAGCAGACAGUUUGGAGUUCGAAGACCCUGAGCGCAAGCGUCACAUCAAGUUUGGUUCAAAACUAUUCAGGAAUUGGUAAAGUUUUUAAAAACCGAGAGAUGCCCUUUCUUCAAAUACUAAAAACGCGAAGAAGACGUACUUUUCUACCAAAUAAGUGAAAAAAGAAAAUAUUUUCGCCUUUUUCUAUAAAAUAUACUUGAAUUUAUAACGGCAUCGGAAGUCAAUGGGAAUAUUUUUUUGGAUACUUAAGCAGUCAUUUUUGCGGAAUGUAAUUUGCGCAGGUGGUUGCCAAGGCGCCAGCUUGAAAGCCGGCAUCCUCACCUGACCGGAAUAUCCUGUAUGAUAACAAAUACUACAACCCGACUUUCCGGAUUGCAUCUACAUCUACAAAUCACAUCUACUGUAUGUCACUCCCCCGCUAUCCCGAAACGGGGCAUACAACACCCGUCAGACUUCAGUGUUUUCAGUGUCGUUGAUUUUUCAUUUUUUUCCCGCAGUUCAACUUCAACGAAUGCCUGGUCUACCAGGCUAUCCACACCAUCGAGUACUGUCUAGGCUCGAUUUCCAACACGGCCUCAUACCUGCGUUUAUGGGCGUUGAGUCUGGCACAUGGCCGUAAGUCGUUAGACAUUCUUGCCCCUCUACUUACUCUCUGGAGUCUUGCUCAACGUUUUCUAAACUUAACUUGGAAUAUGCGCACGCUUUCUAUUUCGCAGCAUAUACAGUUCGUGACCUAUCAAAUGAAAGGUCACGAACUAUGACCUUAAAUCGCUGUAGCGCACGAAACGCCCACACCGCAUCCACGAAAGUUAUACUGCGUUACGACCGAGCUUCAAAAUAAGGCACAGUUUGAUUUAUAAAGUUUUUCUUAUGGACUAAGAACUAAUUUAUUUUUCAAAAAAGUACCAAAUCAAAAAAUGACUAUAUGACAGGUAAACUAUUCAAGGCCUAAGAUAAUUGCCAACAGAGAAGGGAAUGUCAUAAAACGACAAAAUGAUGAAAAAUAGUAACAAAUACAACGUAUCGGUACUUUGUCGAUUGUCCUUUAGCUUUAAAAGCUGUCGUAAGGCGAGAGGGCGUGGAGCCUAUCAAGUUGUCUAGGGUGGUUUGGUGUUGGUGUCAAUAAAAUGUGCUCUCGUGGAAAGUUCUUCCCGCAUAUGACAACUGGAGCCGACUUCGGAGGCUUGUAUAAAAAUAAGACCUCAUCACAAAAGUAAAUGCUUUUCCAAAAGGAAAGUCUGUGAUCAACAUAUAUUCGAGCAAACAAAAAGCGUUCUCUUAUAAGUUUUCUACUUAAAAAUGGCUUUGUCAUGGCGUUUUGCUGAUGAAGACCACACUCUUUCAUUCUUUUUCUAAUUAUGCGCAAAGAAAAGAUUGACAGGUGUUCUCUGUAUUUAGCCUUAAGUGGCAUAUAGUGAUACCUUUUCAGUGUCCGACGAAUGAAAUCGUCGUCUUGCUUGCUUUUGGACCGUUUUGGCCCACCUUACUUAGUGCUAGGCACUGUUUUAUUAUUAAUUAUUCAGAGUGACCUGGCUAAUGUUGAAAAUGCUAGCUGACGACCCACGCGGCAGCCCUUCGGCUGCGAAUUAUCGUAUCCACUCAAAGUCAACUUCCGGUAGAAACUGUUUCAAUAUCUUUGCUGUACGGCGUGGCAAAGAAAAGUGGCAGCAUGUAGCGCGCAAUCUACAUAUUCGUGUUUACGCCCUCUAGUUCCCAAUGUAGUUAAACACAUACUGUCCUACAAGCUUAUUACUGCGUUCAACGAUGUAAAACGUUGCAGUCUUGAUAGAUCGAAUUUAUAAAGAGCAAAUCGCUUCUUGAUUCAGGUGAAUAAUUUGUUUUUACAUACUUGACUUGAUCUGAUUUUAAUGAACUAAAAAUCACAACCUCCAUUUCCAAAGUGGCCUUCUUUGAUAUUUUCCUCUGUUAUAUGAAAGUUCCUGUAUAACGCAACGCGUGCAAAUAAGAGGUUUUAAUAUGAGAUACUUAUUAGAAUAGGAAAUUAAGUGAAUAUCCGGAGACGUCAAAAUUUGCCUAAUUUUGGUCCGUUUCCACUUAAUAAAACUGAACUAACAUGACCUCUUUAGAAAAGGGCACUUUGGGAUUCCAAUCAAUUCUAAAAACAAGAAUAAACACACAAAAUAUAUGCUGUCCUACCUACUCAAAUACCGAUCUCGACAUUUCAUGAGUUAGGUCAUCUACUGUAAUAUCAUUUCAUACUUUAAGGACGUAUUGGCUUAUAGAUGAGAACCUGGUGGAAGCAGAGACUCAUUCAUUUUCCUCCUUAAUCUAUAUGUACGCAGUUUUUUUAUAACGCCCAUCCUUGCUCUGGAGAGGAGAGGGACUCGUUUCGUGCCGAAUCUCCUUCUUUGAACUGCUUCCUGAAACUCGCAUUUUCGUUUGUGUCGACAGUCCUCUCUCCCCCAAUCACUUCCAGUUUUCUAGACUCGCAUAUUAAAUGCCUCUGUGGACAUUGAUAGUUAAUUGUGCGCUCGGAUGCCACAUCUGAACAAUCAACGGAAUGUGCCGCUAGGACUAUUAACCAGGUCCUCUUUAUAUUCCCAAGCUAACUGGAAAGACCGUAAUAUAACCCAAAAGGACUGCUGUCUAAUUUCCCAUCUUUUCUGUUCGCACCCCGAAUCAUUUGUCAUUUUACGAUUUCUUCCUGACCCCUUCACGGAAGUCGUUGCUCGCCAACAAAUAAAUACGCAUAUGUCCCAAUGCACCUACAGUAGAUGUGUUAACCCAUGAAAAUGUUAACCGAAGUUCUGAAAUGCGUCUUCGACUCGAAAAGAUUACUUAAGCAAGAUAUUAACAGUAGUAAUCGUGCAGCAUAAUUCCAUACUAUUUCGAAUAAUUCUGGAUGCCGGCUUUUGAGCGAACUGCUUUCUAGGCGCCUGCAAAAUUGCACCCCUGUAAUAAGUGGCUACCUAAGUAGCGUGGAUUUUUCAUUGUUUUUCGAUGUCUUUGUAAAUUCAAAUAUAUUUCAUCAAAAACAUGCAUAACAUAUCCAUGAUUUUAAUCAUUUUGCAGGAACUUACGUCUUCUUUAAAUUUUAAACUCGAAGAAAGGGUACAAUUGGGUUUUAAAUAGGUUUCUAAAUUAUGAGAUUUCUUAAGAUCGUGAAGUUCCCGUUUUUAAAACAUCUUCUCUCUGCAUUUACUAAUGUUGCUUGUAAAGUUUAAGAUACGACUCAAAUCCACUGCUAAAUUUUAUCAACUCCAAGGGGCUUCUUCUGAGUAGCGUAUAGAAAUAUAUGAUUUUACGUACAUGGAAAAUAUACAACUUGUAGUCUAAAAAACCUGAAUGCAAGUGUAAUGGAAGGUGGAUUUCAAAAUUAGUCGGGAAUUGGAAAAGUUGUUUAAAACCGAAUUAUACCUUUCUUUUAAGCAUAAAAUCUGAAGAAGACGCGAGUUUCUUUAAAAUGACUAAAGGAGUAAAUAUAUUGAUGCAUGUUUUCGGUGAAAUAUAUUUGAAUUUAUAGGGGCAUCGAAAGUCAAUGAGAUAAAUUUGCGCUACUUGAUUAGUCCUCAUUUCCAGAGUGUAGUUUCUGCAGGCGGUUAGAAAGCAGCUCUUUCAAAAGCCGGCAUCCAGAAGUAUUAGAAUUAUUGUGGGAUUAUGUUGCACGGUGAUUGAUAUUACAACCCUACUUAAGUAAUCUUUUUGAGUCGAAAACGUCCUUCAGAAUUUCGGUUAACAUUUCGUGAGUUAGUAUAUCCACUGUAUAUGCAGUCCCUGCUUCUGUAAACGCAUUUUACUCAAUCUCUGACGUUCCACCCGGUAGAACUCUCCGAGGUUCUGUGGAGUAUGGUUCUGCACCCCGCUCUUCAUAUCGAUGGCUACUAUGGUAGUAUCGCCCUCUUCUUCAUCUUCGCCGCCUGGGCUUGCCUAACGGUCUUCGUUCUCGUCCUCAUGGAAGGCCUCUCAGCCUUUUUACACGCCAUCCGAUUGCACUGGUAGGUCCAUACACCGUGUUUCCGCUGCUCUUGUCUUUAAACCCCCGGCGUCAAUUUUUUUUCUGGACUACUUAUGCUCUCCUUUGGCCUCUUUUAGGGUGGAGUUCCAAAACAAGUUCUACGAUGGAACGGGUUACGCUUUUGAGCCGUUCUCACUGGACUAUGCCAUCUCUAUUCCGCUUAGUGAGCCCUAGUAUACGCAACGAACCUGCGCGCCGAUCAAUUAUUUCCCCUACGUUGUUCCUCUAAGUCGCCGCCGCCGUCGUCGUCUGUUGUCUGUUUGUAGACACUAGCCGUCUUUCCGUUUGUCCUUACUGUCGUUUCUGAUUAUCGCCUGUCAUCCCUUCUUUGUGUCCUUUACGCAAAUAAAGCCUAGUCAAGUUCCAUUUGCGGGGCUUUCCAGCCUCGUCAAUGUUAUGAUCUGAAGAACGCCUUUGGAUGUCGUCUCGGUAACUUCUACCCGAGAGGGGGGGGGAGGUGGGGGUCGGAGGACGAAAUGACCUUGUGAUGGAUUCCAGCUACAGUGAGUGACCGAUCUCAUAAAAUGUUGGCUGAAAUUCUGAAAUGCGUUUUCGAUUAGGAACGAUUACUUAGGCGCGGUUGUAAGACUGAUUAUCUUGCGGCAUAAUCCUAUAAUAAUUCAGACUCGGCAGGACUCGGCAUUCACUGCUUUUCAAUCUCCUGUAGAAAUCGUACUUGGUAGUAAGUGACUACUCAGAUAGCAUUCAUUUUCCCAUCGAUUUUUGAUGGUUUAGCAAAUUCAAAUAUAUCUUAUAGAAAGCAUAAAACGAAAAUAUGCUUUCUUUCGGUCAAUUAAUAGAGGAUUACGUCUUCUUUAUAUUUAAUACUCAAGGAAGGAGAAUAAUUAGGUUUUAAAAAAGUUUCCCAAUCGCCGAAUAAUCUGAAGCCUGAACAUUCGUUGCUUUAGCGCUUAGUGAUUUUAGUUUACAAGGUGUAUGCGUUCAGCGUCAAGAAAAUCACAUAUUCUUCUAUGCCUUUAAAAAGAUGUCUUUGGAGAAUUCAUAAAAUUUUGCAAUGGAUGCGGCCUAUGUUGUACAUUUCGUGAGGAGCUGUGGUGAACGGCCAGGUGCGAUGCUAUGUGAAUGGAAAUUCCGCGGUCUUAGAAAAAUCCCAUAAUUAGAAACCUUUUUAAAACUUAAUCAUACUCGUUCCUUGAGCAUAAAAUAUAAUGGGGGCGUAAUUCUCUAUAAAACGACUGAAAGAAAGCAUAUUUUCGUUUAUGGUUUCUAUAAGAUAUGUUUGAAUUUGCAAGACCAUCGAAAGUCAAUGGAAAAAGUGCAUGCUACUUGAGUAUUCAUUUUGUACUAAGUGUGGUUUCUACAGGAGAUUGAAAAGCAGUGUAUUCAAAAGCCGACAUACUGUCGAGUCCGAAAUGUUAUAAGAUUAUGCCGCAAGAUAAUCAGUAUUACAUCCGCGACCAAGUAUUCCUUCCUAGUCGAAAACGCAUUUCAGAAUUUCAGCCAGCAUUUCAUGAGAUCGGUCACUCACUGUACAUCCUUGAACUAUUACCCAAAUGCAUGUAAGCUUGCCCCAGCACUUCAGCCAUCGUGUCCUACAAAAAUUUACGCUGACCUUGGCUUUAGGGAUGAUUUGCUUCUGGGGACAGAUUAGACUGCCGGUGAUAAUGGAUCCAGGCGACCGGAAGUGAACUUGAAUUGGGGGAGAGACGUGGCAGGCGACUUCCAUCUGCGCUGACUUGAUUCUCUCACGAAACCGGACCGGGCGUCACACGUUACUUCACCGACAACACUGGCUACACGCGCAGGCUAGGGGUUACUGCAGAAUGCCGGGUUGUGGCAACUUGUGUGGAGCGGCUUCUCAUAGCUGGGCGUCAUGAAAUCUCUCCGUCUUGGGGGAUAGAGAGCCGAUAUUUUGUCGCCGAUGCAUCUCUUGUGGACAAAUACUUAUUGCAUGCCAAGGGACACCUGCUUCGUUCAUCGGUGUAACUGAUGGGAUUCGGGUAUUGAUUUCUCAAGGCAUGCCAAUGGUGAGCGAACUAUAGUCGAAGGGAUACUGCAGUUGUUAGGUUGGAAAGAACGCAAUAUGCAACCCAACUUUGCGUAUGCAGUUUUCUUUCCUAGACUGCCUGCUCUGCUUCUGUACGAUAUUAAUCCUUCCUGACAAGACUGGUUUGCGCUUCGCAUGCGUGCUCCUUUAUGAUCUUAUUUAUUCCGAUGCUAUGCGAAAGCGAAGCCUUAUGUGCCUCAAAUUGUUUUAGACGACCUACAUCAAUGUCAAUCCAAGGAUAUUCCCCACAAAAUAAUGAUCAAAAAUAAAUGUGUGUCGGAAAAUAAUCGAGUUGUACUCGUGAAUUUAUAUCUACAGAAGGCUCUUCGAGGGGUUUGUCUUCGGUCAUCUAAUAAAUAGUUCGAUAAAGAGAAGUAUGUAAAUGUGCCCUUCAUUCUACACAACACUUGGUAGAAAACAAACCCCGAUUGAGAUCUUAAAUUCUGAAAACUGCCCACUUAUAUUGAAUGAUAUCAACCUCACUGAUAUCAACCUAAAAACCGAUCAAUUCAUCUCCUAAGCAGUUUUCUAUAGCAUCCUGUCAGUGUACAGACUAUGCCUUGACGGACAAACAUCCCACAUCCACAGUGUGAAUCUUAUCAAAAUCACUUCGGGUUUUUUGCUAAAUAGGGUUUCCCUUGACUCUGCAAACUGCCAGAUAAUGUCUUAAAUAAACAUUACGUCAGGCAGCCGCGAUUUUCACCUCUUCCUCUCAGACGGAAGUUAUUAGAGGUGUUUUCUGCAGACUGCAUUCCGAGUAGACACGGAAAAGGCCAAAAACCGCAAAUUCAAACUGUCAACGAAAUUGAAGUGUAUGACUGUCGUCAUGAGGAAUUUGCGCUGAUUGCCGUGUCAACUUCAACCCCUAUUCCCACUCUCAGGUUCCGGUCCCCUAUCUAGUCCAGUUGACCAUUUGAUGCAGGGAUUGUCUGCAUAGUUCUUCGAUCGGACGCUACUAAUGUAGCAGCUUUUAUUGUUGAUUUUUAACUUCCCUAGAAACUAACUGCGAACUUGCAGCAGAUCAGUAUAUUAAAAGUCUAUAGGCUCAGACCAAGGUUUUUAUGUAAUAACUUUUAACCACAAAAGUAAAUAUGGCGUCAUCCGACUCACUGAUUCUGUAUCUCAUCGAAACAAAAACAACGUGAGUGCUCCCAAAGGCGGCCUGAAUUCUAAGAUGGGCUAAGGACACUUUCGUCUUUUUUCCGAGAUUGGCCUCACUUGGACUAUGGGUGUCUGGCGGCGAUCAGUAGAUCAGAAACGGACUUUACGCAACUGCUUGCGAAGGCGCCAGAUUGAGUGCCAAGAUCGGGAAUAUCCUUCCCACAAUAGCGAAUAUGCCCUAUCGCCACGGACCGGGCAACGGCCCCCAAUGAUCAAAGAAUCCAACUUGGAAUCCUAUGUUAUCCCGACCUGGAUUUGUGUAUUACUGGAUGACGAGGACUGAUAAAUCACGAAUGACCAUACCAGUCUCCCGUGGGUUUUUUGGUACUCCUUCCCGCAUCAUUAACGAUCACUGUGCGAUUGCCUGUUAGAGUUCUGGAUUGGGCACCAAGGCUUAACGAGAGGGGCAUGUUUGGUAACCCAACGGAAGAACAACCAUUCCACGAUAUCCAUGCCGAUUAGGAGCAAAUGACUUUCGUAGGACAAUUUUCCAAGGAUACAUAUGUGUAACAGAACAAUUUCACCAAUUCUUCGAUAGGCGCCAAGUGUGAACUUGACAUAGCACUAAAUCAAAAGGAAAUUAUUAAGUGAGCGCAGUUAAAGGGCGCAUGCUGAGGACGGUUGAUUUUGAUUGGCUGACACGAUUUCGACAGUCGAGACACUGUGUAAACAAGGAUUAGGUCUCGGCACUCGCAUAAAAUCAUUGUGCAGGCCUACGUACACACAAAUUCCCUUCCAGGAGCAGUUGUCUGGGACACCAGCAGAGCAUUUUUUGCAGACCUCUGAAACCCAACUUUUUGGACGGAUAUGUUUCUAUUGCUGUUUGCAAUAGAACUGUUCGCAGUGGGAAGCGUCCGAUCACAGCCUCUCAGCGCAGCGGAGACCGCUCGAUUAGUCGGGAGAUGCAUGAUCUGGGUGGAGACGAAUCAGGGUAACACGUGAGUAUUUCUCAUGAUAUUACUUUGAGAUGUUUUAUUUUUUCUUGGGACAGAUCUAUCUGACAAAAAGAUAAUUUGUUUUGAUAGUGAAUUUGCACAUGGCAUCACAACCUACUGCUUAAUCUACCUAAAUGACAAGACCGGAGUAUAAGUUUCUUACCUCUCUUUACGUGGUUUCAACUUAAGUUGGUUGGGUAGACGUCUGCAUUUGGGUAUCAACUCCGGAAAUUAUAGUUUCGACAGAAUUUUCGCCCUAUUUAUUUUCCUUGGUCUAGAGUGGUUCAGCCGACAUUUGGUUAUCUACUCCGAAAAUGCUGCAUUUAAAGCAUGCUCACCUUACUUACUUGCUCGUUGGCAGCGCGCGCCACGAGGUCACAAAAAAGAAAAGGUGGAUGACAUUGCACGGCAACAUAAUGGGGAUCCACUUUGAUUGAUAUUUUGCAGCAUACAGCCAUAACCACAUAUGAAUAUGUAGGAAAGGUUCAGUGCCUAGGUGAAUCAGAGUCUAUCAUGAAAUGCACAGUUAGAAAAUGCGCGCAUUCAUAUGAAAUGACAGUAUUGGGCUUUGUUUCUGUUGGUAACUUUCUCGCCCACAUAAUAGAUAGAAUUCGGCAAAUUCGCUGGGGUGGUGUUGGGGGUUUCUGCGUUUACAGGGUACAGUGCAGCCUGGGGAUCGAUAUCAAUUCAGGCCUCCUGGCCUGUUCAAAGAGAUUAACUUACACAUAGGGACCUAACUCAUGAAUUGUGUCGUAAUCUACGAAUGCCAAUAACUUGCAAACCGACGCCAUUUCACGAGUCCAAUGUCUAUGUUAACUAAGCGCAUGUUUAAAAGGAUAAAAAGCAUAAAAGAAAUAUUAAAAGCAGUGCUGCGUUGUUUAGAAAUGCCGAUUUUUUUAGAAAAGCCCAAUAUCGCGAAAACGUCAAAAUGGUUCUAAUUUAGUAAAGUUCGUUUUUAGAUGUAUAGAAUGUAUUCUCAUACCCGAAAACGUAGUAAAUAUGAAAUUAGAAAAAAAUAUUGUCCAAUAAUGGUGUUUUAGUAAAGGUUACAUCUAAAUAUCGUUUAAUAACUAGUGUAAUUUCAUAUAUGACGGUUUGUCAACUGUCUACUUUCUGAGUGUAGAUUUCAAAACAAUUUUUCCAGGGAUUCGUGUUAUAUUUGACUCAUUCGAGUUAAAUGAGAUGGGGUUUAACAUGAGAAAGCGGAUUUUGCCUAAUUCCACCGAUGGGGACGUCGUAGGAACAAAAGUUUUCAUAAGGCGGCAUUCCAUGAGGCCGGCCGGUGCCUAAUGAAUUUAAAUAGAACUGACAGGCGUGAUUGUAAACAUACCAUUCUGUGUUUAUUAAAAAAAUUCUUCCGUUAAAUUAAUUCACGUGAUAUAAUUACGUAAAAACAAUUUCUGCACAAAAAAGGACAUUUCAUUGGAGGAUGUGGAUGAGCAAAGAAAAUACUCAACGUUAAAGACGUCCAGAAAUUCUCGCAUCAGUUUCCGUUAUCAGAUUUCAUGAGAUAGGUUACGUACUCUAUGUGGCGUAGUAUGCCUAUCACCUCUGCUUUUGAGACUACUGAAAUGAGUAACCUUUCUCGGUUUCGCUGUUGCAGAAAAGGACUACAAUUUAUUCUGUUUGCAGCUUUUGAAAAAUAGGAUUGUAUAGAUAGAAGCAACCAGGGCCAGUGGAAAAGCGCGCUCUAUUCAAGUGGUCGGUUUUAGACAGUCUGAUUUUCACAGAUGGUUGAAAUCAUGCUUCAGCCAAAAGCCAUCGACUGGCGUGUAUGGAGAACCCCUCGAAGAAUGCUGCACACCGUCCAACGUUGUAAUCCCACCUCAAAAGUCCAUCCUAUUUAUAAAAAUAUUUCAGAAUGUCAACUUACUCUCCUACUCGGUGUGCACGACGGAAACGCCGUCUUCAGUGAAACAAAGCUCCUAUUUAGCCUUUUUCAUUUCCGUGCAAAAUCUUGCGACCGCCUUUUUCUCUAUUUUAGUACAUCGGAUGCCUACGCCUAUUGCUCGCAGUUCACAAAGAAAAUAAUCGAUUUCUUUGGUUCCCAUAAGAGGGGUCCCACGGAUGAAGUCCCAGAAAAAGAUCUUUCGGGGCUCAUUUCCCAACUGAUCGGGAUCAAGCCGAAUAAAGCGGUAAGAUCAUGCUAAAGAUAAAUGGGUAGGUAAGUUUCACUUCAAACCUUACAGCUUUCAGAAACCAGAGGUGAAUUCUUGGAAUUCCGUCUAGGAAGAAAGAUCCCUAGAAAUAUACUUUGAUUUUCUGUAAAAACUUGAUUGCCCUAGGAUUCGCUGUUAAUAAAAUCAUCCUGGUGCCCAUUGUGUCGAAACAAUUAGCCCUUACGGAAAUGGAACAAAUAAGCGUUUCGAUUUUAUGCAAUUGACUCUAAGAUGGGUUAUCGGUGAUAUAACGCUAAAUUGUGCACCCAUCUAACUGAACAGGCCGUAUAAUGCGUUUACCGAGAUAGUCCAUUUGAAGAGUUUUUCUAUCCUCAGACACCUCAGUUAUGGCUUAACAUACAUUGCGGGUACACUGGUUUUUGGCUGGCGGGAACGUUACUGCCCUUCAAAGUCUCUUAAUAGUGUUUCUGGCGACGUACUCUCAGAAGCACUCUACUACGUGGACGUAUUUAUGCACCUGGAGGUCAUUUAAAAAACGCAGUGAUGUUGGCUGCAUGCCACAGUACAGGAGUUUAUUUAAUUGAUUGCACACCUACACACGUCUAAAACAGAGGAAGAACAAUAGAAGUCGUAUUUAGAAAACCCUUCAGUCGUAUCUCCGUACUCCACAGACAGUUCUCCUUCAGCUUAUUCGAGGCCCCAUAUUGCGCCCUUAUCGCGAAUUUACUUAAGAAACUACCUACAACACCCCCUAUGCAAUGCCUGCAUCUUCAUCUAUUACAGCCUCUUCUGUGGUCUGGCGCGUAUGCGGAAAGUCAAGUCGCUGCCAGCCGUUUUGGACUGUACGCCAGCUUGGAGGCAACACUACUAGGUAAGUAGCCCCGUUAUUUGCAGCCGUCAACGUAAAAAAUACCACAAAACCUUGGGAAAAUUUUGUGAAAUUUAUAUUCAGAAUGUAAACUGUAGGCAAACCGCAAUGCCUGAAAUUAUAUAAAUUCCUAAAGGACACAAAAAUGUAAACGUUCACACAAGAUUACUUUGACUUUGUGAGAUAUCACAGCAGCAGCACAGGUACAGAAGAUCUUACUCGUGAAAUAUUAACCGAACUUCUGAAAUGCGUUUUUGACUCGAAAAGAUUACUUAAAUGCGAUUGGAAUAUCAGUCCCCUUGUGGCAUAAUCCCAAGGGAAUCCAGUUACUUUUGAAUGAACUUUCUUUCAUCUGCCUGAAAAUAAACUAAACUCCGCAAAAUUGACUACUCAAGUGACACGAAUUUUUCCCACUAGUUUUGGAUGCCCCUAUAAACGUAGGUAUAUUUCAUAGAAAAUAUAUAGGAAAAUGUUCAUUAGUUAACACAGUGUGAAGAAAAUUGCGACUUCUUUAAAUUUCAUACUUGGCGAAAGUAUACGAUUCGACUUCAAAACGUUUCCAAUUAUGAUAUCUUUAGGGCCGUGGAAUGUCCCUUCACCAAUCAUCAUGUCCCUGCAUUUACUACAGAUGCUUGUAAAGUUUACAAUAUAGCUCAAAUUUACUACUAAAUUUAAUAAACCCCAUAUGAUCUCCUCUAACGGCGAGUGGAAAUCUUCGAUUUCCUGUACUCGGAAAAUAUGCAACGCGUAGUUUAAAGACUCCGAAUCCAAGUGUAGCGGCAAAUCGGGUUCAAAAUUAUUCGGGGAUCGGAAAAACUAUUUUCUAAAACCCAAUUAUACCCUUUCUCCAAGUAUAAAAUUUAAAGAGGAGAUAAUUUUCAACCAGUUGAGAGAAAGAGUGGAUAUUUUUCUAUAUGUUUUCUAUGAACUAUAUUUAUAUUUGAAAGAGUAUUGGCAAUCAGUGAGAAGCAUGCAUGCUAGUUAAGUAGUCAUUAUUUACGGAGUGUAAUUUUUGCAGGCGACUGGAAGAAAGUUAAUGCCAAAGCUGAUAUUCUGAAGUAACUGAAUUUCCUUGGAAUUAUGCUGCAAAGUGAUUGGUAUGUCAAUUCUUCUUAAGUAAUCUUUUCGAGUCGAAAGCCCAUUUCAGAAUGUCGGCAAUAUAUCAUGACUUAACAUAUCUACUGGACUAGCUGAAAGCUUCUAGCUAGUGGAUGCUUUGCCAGUAUGGUAUCUUGUAACAUUAACAUAAACUACGUGCUGCCUGUCGGCAGUGUAUGAAUAUUACGCGGUUAUCCCGCCGUAACUGAUGGACUUUGGCCCAAACGUUAAUACCCCAAUUUUCUGUCUGCUCCUAUAGACCUUAGUGUGAACUGAUAUGCUCCCUGUUACCAGUUAGUUUCUGAGGAAAUCAAAAACUUGCUGUUUUUCUUGGACGUAAUUCUCUAUCGAUUGACUAAAAGAAAGCAUAUUUUUGUUUGUGAUUUCUAUAAAAUAUAUUUGAAUUUCCAAGACCAUCAAAAAUCAAUGGGAAAAAUGCAUGCUACUUAAGUAGUCAUUUUUUACUGAGCACGCCUUCUACAGGAGAUUGAAAAGAAGUGCUUUUAAAAGCCGACAUCCUGCCAAGUCCAAAAUGUUAUAAGAGUAUGCCUUAUGCUAAUCGGUAUCGCAACCGCGACCAAGUAAUCCUUCCUAAUUGAAAACACAUUUCAGAAUUUCAGCCAACAUUUCAUGAGAUAGGUCACGCACUGUAUUUAGUUUAGUCGACAAGACUUAGUGCUGUAGAAAGUAUGGUUAAUAAAACACAUUUCUGCUCUAGACUGCUGGGAAAAGGAAAUUGGCAAAUUAUCAAUGGGAGCAGGUUGAGCUUCGUCAGACAAGAAAAUUUUCUGUUUUUUCACAGCAGAUUUGGUCAAAACUACUCUGUUUAUCCUCCAGACAAGGUCACCUCAGGGUGACCAUAUAUUAAACGAGUGCCUGAAUUAAAAAACCAGAGUGUUUCUUAUCACGCUAUAAGGCCGUUUGGAGCAGGACUUCACCUGUCAGUGGGGUUCGAAAACAAGGCCGUCUUUAUUUCUAGGGGAGAUAUUUUCCCAAAAACUUCGCCAACAUCUAUGAAAUUUAUAUCGAAAAUUCCUGCCGUGCAAUAAAAAGACAAACAGAUUAAGCGGAAAAAUAUCAGAUAAGUGGGCGCAGAAGGUGAUAAAUGGAUGUCGAGAAAACACGGCUUAAAUACUUUGUUAUUUUUGUGCCUUCGGUAUGGUGUGAAAUUCCACAAUUUUCCUACCUUCAUUUUAAGAAACGCUUUACGCAUAACUGUCCUUAAAAGAGUGAACACAAACCUCCUUUGGCGACAUACGUCGACCUGUUAUCGAGAACUACUUACUUAGAGCAAUGUGGAAAUAUUAUGCAUACUUACUUCGUAUAGUUGGAUUUGAUGGUCUGGUCAAACUAGUGAAAAACUUUAAGAAACCCAUUGGAAUCUAUCGAGAAGCCACCACUUUCGUUGCCUCAGUUGGACGUGGUCAAAGCGAGGGCUCUUUAAAAGCAAACAACAGCAUUCGCUAAAGUUUCUCUUCUCUAAACCAUUGCACUUUAGAUCUUUGGCUCCUUAAGACUUGAACAACUUGGAUCACAACGUUAUCCAUCGUUUUGCAAAUGGUAAGCCGUGACUUGCUCUAGCGUGGCCGUCACUAAUCUGUCCCGCUCGCAGAACGGCAUGCGAAUGUUUCGAUUUGCGUCAGGUCUUUGGGGUCAGAAAUCACUACGUCUGUGCUCCCUGAACUGUUGCUGAUGUCUCUCGAUUGAUGACUUCCAGUUGCCACACCACCGACUCUUGAGCCAAUAGACCAAACAACGCACACCUAUACCGUCCUCCAGUCAGGGCCAAUCGGUGUGCAUCAGUUUGAAUAGCUCUGAACGUUGUUGACAGGAAAACUACCUGACAGAGCAUUUGCAUAUUGUCGUAAUGAACCCGUGUUCAUCCCGUGGUUCCUCUCUUACUGCGGCUGCUGCGUGGCUGCCUUGCACCGGAAAAACAAAAUCAAAAUGACCGUUUGUGUAUCCCCCGCUCUUCGUAUCAGUUCUCGUUAUGCUCUCAAGGGAGUGUCUAGUAGAGGGAAAGAAAUUCCAUGAACAGCUAGACUGUUCAACGCGUUUUUGCCUUCUGGCUGUUCAAUAACGUCAGUAAAAAUUCGAAACAGAUGUCGGGUGUUUCUUGCCGUGCAGAGUUCCUUUGUCACACCGUCUCCUCUAGUAGUAAUAACAGCUUGCGUUCGACCAGAGAAGGCUUUUGGAAAUCCGUGUUUACAAUAAUGGAUUGGCUUAUUUCAACUAUCUUUAGCUCAGCGAGAUUACGCGUCCUUUAAGAAAAUUGGCGAGAAUACUCAGUAAAGAAGGUGCUUCUUAAUAAAUUGCAGUCUUUUUGGCAUUUCGGCCACUCUAAACAAAAUGAAACCAUCAUAUUCUACCUUACUAAAAGACGUGGUCUCACUCACAAUUCGCACUCCUACCGAAGUAGAAGCAAAUAAAGGAUUGAGAGCUUAGAAAUCCGUUUAUGCAACUGCAAACUCCACGAUUCCAGAGGAAAGUCAGGAAUGUGCCACGACCGUUUAACCAGCAUAACCUGACACCUUGGCGAAAGUUAUCCGAUCAGGUAAUACAGUGAGUGACCGAUCUCAUGAAACGUUGGCCGAAAUUCCGAAAUGCGUUUUCAAUUAGGAAGGAUUACUUAGGCGCGAUUGUAAUACUGAUUAUCUUGCGACAUAAUCCUAUAAUAUUUCGGACUUGGCAGGAUAUCGGCUUUUGAAUACACAGCUUUUCAACCUCCUGUAGAAACCCUGCUCGGUAAAAAAACGACUACUUAAAUAGCAUGCGUUUUUCACAUUGAUUUUCGAUGGUUUUGCAAAUGAAAAUAUACCAUACAAAACCCAUGAACGAAAAUAUGCUUUCUUUCAGUAGUUUGAUAGAGAAUCAUAUCUUUUUGAUAUUUUAUACUCAAGGAAGAGGUAUAAUUAGGUUUUAAAAAGGUUUCUUAUUAUGAGAUUUCGUAACACCGCGCAAUGUCCAUUCACAUAGCAUCGUACCUGACCGUUUACCACGGCUUCCCAUGAAAUGCACAGCAUAGUCCGCAUGCAUUGCACAAUUUUAUGGACUCUAAUGAUAUCUUCCUAACGGCAUAGGAAAAUCUGUGAUUUUCUUUGCGCAGAACGCAUGAACCUUGUGGAUUGAGAUCAUUAAGCGCUAAGGCAACGAAUGAUCAGGCUCCAAAUUAUUUGCAAUCAGAAGACUUUUUAAAACCUAAUCGUACUCCUUCCUUGAAUAUAAAAUAUGAAGAUGACGUGAGUUGCCAUCAAAAGACGCAUGCUACUUAAGUAGUCGUUUUUACCGAGUACGGUUUCUACAGGAGAUGGGAAAGCAGUGUAUUCAAAAGCCGACAUCCUGCCAAGUCCGAAAUAUUAUAGGAUUAGGCCGCGAGAUAAUCAGUAUUACAGCCCCACCUAAGUAAACUUUCCUAAUCGAAAACGCAUUUCGGAAUUUCAGCCAACAUUUCACGAGAUCUGUCACUCACUGUAUGUGCAUUUCCAGAGAAAGCAUGCAUCGUUCUGCCACACAGAGGCAUGGUGCUUAGAACUUCUGCUGGAUAGACAUGAUCCCGAGGGAUUGAUUUCGCCAAAAGAUGAGGUGUAUUUAAACGAUAAUUUCCGACUUAUUUGACUUUGUCGCAGCGUAAAGUACAAUCAUAGCUCAUAUCCAAGUCUAUAGUUAGCGUCACCUGUGCGUUAGGGAAAGACAUUACAGGGCGCCAGUUAACGACAGGGACGCCUUCACGGAUGAAACAUUAAGAAUUUAACUUCGCACAUGAAGGUUGGAUAUCGGAAAACAUUUCAGUCUAAAUUAGGAGGCCCGGUGAGUAAAAUGGUAAAAUGUCAACUAUCUGACCAAACUGAAGAGCCGUAUUUGACGGCAUGCGGACCUAGACUGCUGUGAGAAUAAGGGAAGAGAACGAAGUCUCAAUACUUCAGCCUUGUCGUGAGAAUAAAAUCUUUUAGUGCGCUUUAAAUCAAAUUUACAAUUCAACCCAGCUUUAAAGCACUGAUUUUUUCGCAGGGUACUGCAUGGACGGAUGGGAUAUUUGCGCGAACCUUACUGAGGCUCAGAGGCCACCGUGGAAUCACUGUCGGCUUCUUCGGCAGUUUUGGUCCAAGGCCUCAGAGCAGGUGAUGUUCCAUAAAAAAUUUUUUAAUAUUAUCAGAUGCAUCGCCAAGUAAGAUGAUAUUGGAUUAAAACAACAGCGAAAACACCCAUCACUGUGAAAUGUUUACAGAUCUUAUUAAGCCUCUUUUGCGAAACAUAACAGCACUUGAUAAAUGCUUGUCAAGCAAUCGUAAUCUUUACGCUGGAAAGCAAACUCGCGUCUUUACACUAAACAAAAGUCUGUCCGAACUUGCAUUCUGACUGGUUCAUCUGGGACGGACGUCAUGCCCAAUAUGAAUUUCGUAUUCAUAACUCUCAGUAAGGUAACCAUCGCCAAAUCUCGUUGCCUUUUACGAUUACACUGUAACAUGACAGUUCGACCGUCGAUUUCGACGAUGUCCACCGUGUGCCCCACAGCUGCAGCAGCGGUGGGAGCAGGGACGGUGACUUACGCAGGGGUUUAUAGUGCCAGUAGACUUGCGUAGCAUCUACCUACACUCUCUCCUCCUCCCCCGCCUGGGCCCGGUGUCAAGACAGAGUCAAGAAGACCGGAGACGAGGGAGGCCGCAGGUGGAUGGCUCGGACGGAUCCUCACCUUGGCGUUCCACCACACCCCCUGGUCCACACAACAAUAACCAGGAUUUGAACCAACACAACAUAGAUUUGGAGGCUGGCACGGCCGAAGCCGCACCUGGGCGUGCCGCCAACGCCUGGCUCGGAUCCCACACUGUGGUGGGAAUGCCAUAAAGGCCACAUUAAAAAGGAGCCAUUGCAGCCUGACUCUCAGACCGCCUCCAGUAAUGGAGGAGGUCCAAGGUACCCCGUCAGUUGGCAAACUUCCAAGCCACGGCUUUUAGCGCACCGUGAUAGCUUCAAGCGCGUCAGAUUGUUUAUAGUGAGGAGAAUGCGCUGAGUCGUCGACCUCACUCUCCCUUCCCAUUCCCACACCCCAGCCACUGUCCGAGCCGGUCAGUAGACUGGAGUGGGGAAUGGGCGCGGUGGCUGACAUGGUCGACUGACCAUGCCUGCGCGCGCCACAGCACGACCUGGCCCCCCAUGCACACAAACACCAGGAUUUCACACAACGGGGGUUGAACGGCGUGUCUCUCACAUGCGUGAGAGGGCCGUGGAAGGUGCUGCUUCAGCCCGUCCUCAGCCCACCAGUCCGCCACUACACAACACACACACGCACACACACACACACACACACACACACACACACACACACACACACACACACACACACACAACGUGACGAACUGCGUGAACCGAGAACGGGCGUCAAUCAGCAACCUUCCUAUCCACGACACUUGACGUGUCGGGAUAGUCUCGGACUCAAGUCACUCGUGCAGCCGAGGCCGCAUGGGGACCGAGUCGAGAUGCACACUUCCCACUUGCGUGGGAGGACACUGUAACAUACACGGUGGAAAAAGCAUAUGAAUGCACUUAUCACCACAUUUUUUCGGUUACGUUCAACUUCCUUGAGAGCGUUUGGAGGCCGUAUGCAGUAGCUUUAUAAUAUCGGGUGGGACUGACUUAUACGGCCCCCUAAACAGGACGCUGGAGCAGGAACCGCCAGCAAUACGAGUGGAUUUGAGCCAACUUCCAGUAAAAUUAGGGCUAGAUUUAAGUUAAGGAUUAUGGUCAGGUUAAGGAUUAGGUUUAAAGGUAGAUUUAAGGUGACAGUAAGUUAAGUCAGGAUCAAGUUUAGGGUUAAGGUGGGCACUAGUGCUAACCGCAGAGUCAAGGUCUAGGGUUAGGUUGGGUUCAAGAUUAGGGCAACAGUUUAGUUUUAUACCAGGGUUAUUGUUGGGGUUAUGACACGGGGAUAUUUUUUUUCCUUUCCGGGAUUAUGUACAGAUCCACCUUUAUUACCUGGGCAGGGCCUACAGUGCGUGACCUAUCGCAUGAAAUGUUGGCUGAAAUUCUGAAAUGCGUUUUCGAUUAGGAAGGAUUACUUGGUCGCGGUUGUGAUACCGAUUAUCUUAAAGCAUACUCUUAUAGCAUUUUGGACUUGGCAGGAUCUCGGCUUUUAAAUGCACUUCAUUUCAAGCUCCUGUAGAAAGCGUGCUUGGUAAACAAGAACUACAUAAGUAGCAUGCAUGCUUCCCAUUGAUUUUCGAUGGUCUUGGAAAUUCAAAGAUAUUGUAUAGAAACCACAAACAAAAAUAUGCUUUCUUUUAGUCAGUCAAUAAAGAAUCACGUCUGCUUUAUAUUUUAUACUUAAGGAAGGAGUAUAAUUUGGUUUUAAAAACGUUUUCUAAUUGCCGAAAAAUUUGGAGCCUAAUCAUUCGUUGCAUUAGCGCUUAGUGAUUACACUCUACAAGGUGCAUGCGUUUCGCGUAAAGAAAAUCCCAUAUUUUUCUAUGUCAUUGAAGAGAUAUCAUACAGGGUCCAUAAAAUGUUGCAAUGGAUGCGGACCAUGUUGUACAUUUCAUGAGGAGCAGUGGUAAACGGCCAGGUACGAUGAUAUGUGAAUGGACAUAUCGCGGUCUUAAAAAGUCUUAUAAUUGGAAACCUCUUUAAAACCUAAUUAUACUCAUCCUUAAGUAUAAAAUAUAAAGCAGACGUGAUUGUCUAUUGAUUGACUAAAGGAAAGCAUAAUUUUGUUUGUGUUUUCUAUAAAAUAUAUUUGAAUUUCCAAGACCAUCGAAAAUCAAUGGGAAGCAUGCAUGCUACUUAUGUAGUUCUUGUUUACCAAGCACGCUUUCUACAGGAGCUUGAAAAGAAGUGCAUUUAAAAGCCGAGAUCCUGUCAAGUCCAAAAUGUUAUAAGAGUAUGCUUUAAGAUAAUCGGUAUCACAACCGCGACCAAGUAAUCCUUCCUAAUCGAAAACGCAUUUCAGAAUUUCAGCCAACAUUUCAUGCGAUAGGUCACGCACUGUACAUAUUCUCAUGUCUUGUUAAGCGGGCCAUAUAUGCCAGUCCUACCUAAUAUCGUAUCUUAUUGGGGGACACUUCCAUGGCAGUCUGCCUCCUCAUCACCGAUACCGUUUUAUUAAUGGCAAUUAAUGCCCUGACAACUCUAGGCUGGAUGUCCUUCUGGUAACAGUGGUGUUAGGAAAGAAACCGCUUCCAAUUAGGAGUCGGCGACCAACAGUAGCCAACGAUUUUAAUGAAGAAGCCUCGCACGGUAAAUGGAUUGAUCCUGAACGACCUAUGUGCGCAGCCUCCAAUUUGGAAUAAAAUUUCUACUGAAGGAAUUCUUCAUGUGCAUCUAAGAGUGUUCUUGUUGAGGGGCAGACGUCACAGAAUAGCAGGCAACAGGAGUGGGAAGUUCCACGGGAAAAAAGUGGACACCGGGAUGGCGUCUCGACCUCAUCUGCCGUCACCGGACAUUCAUGCUUCGAUGCCGGUAACUGAACACGAUUCAACCAAUCACUGAUUAGCAUCCACGACUCGCGUCCUGUCAGCUGACAUCGAGAUUGAAAAAAAAGGGAGACCCCUUAGUUUUAUUCACCCGACAGUUCGGAUUCAAACAUAAAUCCACCAUCUAAACAACAGCACAUAAACGGAUAUUCAGUCACACAAGAGUGGCCUGUACCGAUCUCCACCCUGAUUGCACGACGGACAUGCAGUUAGGAAAACCACUCGAAUAGGCCUGGUGAACCAUGUUUUCUGGUCGCACGAGCUUUCUAAUUUUCACGAUCUUCCUAUAUAAAUGUACAAUGUCUAAAAUUACAGUCUGCUUCGCAGACUUCUUUUUGCAGUCGGCUAGCUCCUUUGGGAAAAACACUCCUCAGAAUAAACGGUCAGAUGUGGUUAUGUAGCCGCAACUGAGAUAAACAAACCCCAGCCGCCUGUAAUACGGAACCGGUUGAAAUGGCAACCAAGUGGAGCCAAGAAGUAGACAGGCGACGAGGUCAAGUAAUUGCAAGCGAAAAGCUAUUGGGAAUGCGCUGCUGUAAUUUGAGUGGUUGAAAAAUAGUUGCCCUAACCCCUAACCUUAACCCUAAUCCCUAACCCCUAACAGUACUGUGUCCCUCAGGUGCGGCUGCAUAACCGCAUCUUACUUAGAUUUGGAUUGAAAACACAGCAAUAACCACAUCACAGAUUGCAUUGCUUUCGCCGCACGGCUGAGUAGCGUAUCGGUCACUAGUGAGCGAUAGGAUACCCGGUGCGAUGAAGGGUAUUCCACGGAGGUCACACUUCGUCCGCGUUAGCUGCCUACUUCCCGCAGACUGCAGUUUACAAAAUAUUUCCGCUUUUAGCAGAAUCUCAACUUAAAACUCAUGUUUUUUUCCAUCCUCUUGGUCUUUAAACUAUCUUGGAAAAUUGCUCAUUUAAGUUUGCCUCGGGGACAACUGGCGUCGUUACGGUUCUCGUCAAUGCAUCCAGAAGACCAAUUCUUCGGGAAAACAGGUCAGCAAUUUCUUUUUCCCUGCCCUGCUGCUGUGAACCAACUUGCUUGCCUAGAAUGACCUCAUGACACUAGCAAUAUUUUGCAGUCAUCUCCCCUUGUAAACCGCAGGCUAACAUAACUUCUUCCGUCCAAAUAGCAUCUUCGCAAAUAAGGAAGUCCAGAUGCUUCAGUCCGGAAAUGUAAAACGUCUUGACUUGCAUCUACUGGAUCCGUACAAAAUUCAGAAAAGGUAUGUCGCUGGUGAGUGUGUAGUUGCGUUUACGCUGUUUGAGGUUUAAAUGUAACGCGGUGGUCUCGAUAUAGCCAUCUCAACACUUAACUCAAACUCGCAUUUUACUCGUUUUUCCUCUGGCCAAAACAGUUCCCUUCUGUGUAUGUUUUUGUUUUAGCAAAAUGCUGUGUUCAUGCCCUUUACCAUGGUGAACGUUUAACUGUGCUCCUAAACACUAUAUUGCCGGGAAUAAUUAAGAUUCGAAUAUUUAGGAAACUCCUUCAACCUGGCCACGAGAACUAGAGCAUUGGCACAUUGGCAAAAUAUUUUUUAACCAAUGCCAUGUCUAGGGAUAUGAAACACAAACAGAAAGAGUUUUGGACAUUUGCCAUCUUCAGCUGAGGAAUUAUAAUUCAAGUCGGGGACUGUUGAUGACAUGAAAAAGAUAAGCUUUUACGGUAAGUUAUAGAUUUCUUGACAUGCUUGAUCAGCCACAAGUCAGCUGCAGGAAUUUCGGACCCCUAUUCUGUUGAUCAUUAAACUAACCGCCACGUUGGCGGUGACUUAGACCACUCAAAGUAGCACUGUUUCUGUCCGGAUCGCGGGACGUAAAGCAGGCAAUGCAAGUUGCCUUGGAGUUCCCAUCCGUAAUCACACAGGGAUCCGAGAGCAACCAGAAAACCGUACUCGAGAAUUGUUCUUUUAACAAACCCAACCAAGACACAGCAUACCUUUUUGAGACCAAAGCCGCAGAGAAGGUAUUUCUAACUACAGUAUGUGGGCUAACUCAUGAACUGUCAAUAGAAAUUCCGAAGUGCGCUUCGCUUCGAAAAUAUUAAAUAAGUAGGGUUGUAAAACCAAUCAUCAUGCAGCAUAAUUCUAUAAUAAUUCAGUUACCCCAGGACGCCUGCUUUCGAACAAACUUCUUUUUCAUUGCAUCCACAAACCAUACUCCGUAAAAAUGACUACUUGAGUAGCAUGUAUUUUUUCAUUGAAUUUCGAUGCCCUUAAAAAUUCAGUUAUAUUUCAUGGAAAACAUGCAUAAAGUAUUCAUUCUUUUGCUCAUUCAGUAGAAACCUGCGUCUUCUUUCAAUUGUACACUCGAAGUAAGGGCAUAAUUCGUUUUAAAGAAGUUUGUAAUUGUGAGGUUUUUUAAUUCCGUGAAAUGACCGUUCAUAAAACGUCAUCUCUCUGUAUUUACUUACGUGGGUUGUAAAGUUAACAAUGUGGCUCAAAUCCACUGCUGAAUUUCAUGAAGCCCAUAUGGUCUACUCCUAAUACCACAGAGAAAUGUAUGCUUUUCCGUACGUGGAAAUUAUACGACUCAUAGUUUUGGAACCCUGAAUGAGAGUGUAACGGCAGUUUGGGUUCAGAUUUAUUUGGGAAUUGGAAAAGUUUUAUAAAACCAAACUAUACCCUUCCAUCGAGUAUAAAAUUGGUAGAAGACGUAAUUUUCUACUGGGUGAACAAAAGAAUGAAUAUUUUGUGCAUGUUUUCAACGACAUAUAAAUGAAUGAUUAAGGGCAUCGAAAAUCAAUGAAAAAAUGCAUGCAACCUAAGUAGUCAUUUUUACGGAGUAUGGUUUUUGGAUGCAGUAAAAAAGAAUUUUGUUCGAAGAGCGGCGUCCUGAAAUAAUUGAAUUAUUACAGGAUUAGGCUGCACGAUGAUUGGUUUUACAACCCUACUUAAUUAAUCUUUUCGAAACGAAAACGCAUUUCAGAAUUUCUGUUGAAAUUUCAUGAGUUAGCCUACUCCCUUUACGGUCUAUCCCACACGAAGAAUUAGCGCCUUGGAGGUCUCACUUACAAGCAGCAUCAAGCGGCUUGCCACGCCGAGCAGGUUCCCUGUCAAGUUGGAGCUUUAAGUCGGCAGCUUUCGAAGCUCUUCACGGAUGUCGACGCCUUCGCGCUCCCGGAGGAGCACAGCUGCGAUUAAUUUUAAUUCCCCCGCGCCUAUCAUUAUGUGGGUUGAAGUCGCUUGGCGAACACAACAGCAGCUACUGCAGUUGCAGCUGGGCCAGCAUGACAACUGCUCACUCCCUUGUCACUGGUUCUCCUCGGUACCCCAUGCACGGCUUCAGUGGGCGCUGGCGCCUAGAUACGCCCACUGUGUCAACAGAGACCUUCCAAGCGUUGCGGUGUCACGAACGGUUUUUUCUGUCACUUUGGGCUCGUGCGUACUUUUUUGUGUACAGCAUUGCUUAAAAAUGUGUUCAGAGCGUUUAUCAGGCAGGUCCAAAACUCACAGCUUAUUCAGAUUACCAUCUGUAGGAUGGAGCUCGAGAACGCGAUCCUAUUUAGUUAACAAAUUGUCAUUUUCGCACUAUUUUUGAUUUCAGCAGGCGUAGCACCACUUGCGAAUACUUUCAGUUCGAGGUGCUCCGCGGAAAGCUGAGAUUACGAUUCACAAUGACAUUAGGGUUCGUGGUUAGGGUUAGAGUUGGGGCUUAUGAAGUAGGGUUUGGGGUAAGGCUUAGAGUUAGGGGUUAGGGUUUGGUGUUAGCGUCAGGGCUAUCGUUUAUGGUUAGGGAGUCAUUCGGCACCCACUUUCUACAUUUUGCAUCUACGGUUUACGCCUGACUGGUAGCAUUCGUGGGCUGUUCAUUUUCGAUGGCCGUAACAGGCCAACCAUUCCUAUCCUUCACGGAAUUGGUUUUGCUGGUUGUCUGCGAAAACUUUUCGUAUUACGUCCUGCUUACGCUGAGAUUUUAGUACCCACAGAAACAAGCAAGUAUAUAUACCCAUAAGGCCUGCGUUUUUUCUUAGCUUUCACAAACUCCUCCCUGUUUUCCCGCGACCCCACCCGUAAAACCCCUUUUGCCACGCUUUCCGUAUUUACCACAUUUGGGGUUCCCCAUUUCCUAGCAGGACCGCUUUCCCGAGCCUUGCCAUUCAUCUGCUGUCAAACUUCCGACGUCUGCCUUAUUGUUUCGCCUUCAUAAUACUUUCCUCUAAGUGAUCCAGAGGGCUGGUUAGCAAAUAUGCUAUCGUUGAUUCCUCGUUAAAUGUUGGGAGUGCCUAAACCCCCAUAAACAAGGGCCAACCAAUCUCUGAAGACCACGUGCAUUUGCUCUCUCUACAGCGCUGUCACCUUAAUCGUGGCGUCUCUCCAUUGGCUACUCACCUCUUCCCGAAGGUCAUUGGUUCGAACGCUGUCGAACCACAAUAGGACGUUAUAAAUAUGCAUCAUCUUUCAGCUAGUCGCGACAUGCAGUGUUUUUCUAGUACAGUUUCCGUGGCCGGUCGUGUUUUCUCUGUCUGCUGCUUUGGUAUUGGGUCGAGUGCAUAUACGCUCCACGGGAUUUCAAGUGCCAGGAUGGCCAUAACAUUAACCCUCGGCGGGUGUUUCUGUUCGUAGAAAAUAACUUUUCAUAGGUAUUUUGGCAGAUUUUGAACGCUUCAUAUUGACCCAACUGUGAAAAAAUCGGCACCUCGGUGGGAUUCGAACCCACGCAGUAAGGGGAAGGCUUUAGUACAGACAACGCUCUAACCACCUGAGCUACGAGGCCCCGCCGGACGACGCGAGCUUGGUGGAUGCCAGACGUUGCAUUAGGUUGGGCGGGUAACUUGACCCAAAAUGUGAUUAAACUCGCGUCGUCCGGCGGGGCCUCGUAGCUCAAGUGGUUAGAGCGUUGGCUGUAUUAAAGCCUUCCCCUUACUGCGCGGGUUCGAAUCCCACGUAGGCGCCGAGUUUUUCACAGUUGGGUCAAUAUGAAAACAACUUUUGUUCAAAAGGAUUUACUAGAAAACAUGGCAACUUGGCUCGGAAAAAACUGAACAGAGAUCCGGUAAAACCCCUAUCCUUGUAAAUGUAAUAGACACUGGCCAUUUAAUAGAUGUCCGUAUCGCGUCAGGCUAGGCCGCAGGAGAGACCCUGGCCCCACAACCUUCAGGUCCAACCCCGAACGGAAAGAGAAGGUGGAUAAUGUAUUCUGUCCAGAAUAACUGGAGACUGAGUUGGAGCAAUUGGCAGCCGGAGGACAGCACGUCCGGCGCCGGGUGAGCGGCGUCCCAAGUUUGCCAGCCAGGGGAAUGCGUCAAAGCGUCUUAGGCUGGGUCACACCUGACUGGACCUUCAAUCUGAUUGGCCAGUUGGAGAGCCGAGUGAGCGAAUGCCAGACAGCGCUGGUGCGAACGGGCAGACAGCCGUGGGAGGCCCAGCGUCGAGACAGGCGCUCGUAGUAGGUCCACUACAUCCGUAAACUCUUAAGGUUAUCUGAAUAAUGCCACAUUACUACCGAAAAUCGUUAUGACUUCACCUUCAUGCAACGGCGCAGGCGGAGUGACCUGGCUCUGCUGUCGCAAAACUACAACUGCUGUGGAGCUCGUUUGCUAACCGGGGACACCGCAGACAAUUUAGCACUCUGAGGUUCUUACUCGGAUUCUCCCACACUCCACAUCGAACAUGCUAAUGCUUUCCUUUAUAUAACAAACCACUUCACCACUCCCUUUUGUGAUAUAACUCGAAAUGUAAACUUUUUCGUACGAAUUGGCAUGCCCGACGAGAAUUAAUCGUCAGUCCCACACAUUUCAAAGAGUUCUCUGAGUUUCAUUGUUUGUUUUAACAAUGCUCAUUUUCUUUCUCGAGGGCAAAACAAUAUUUUCUUGACUCUAAACGGUGUCAAAAAUAUCUACUGAGUUUGUAAUUGCACAACGGCCUAACACCUCAAUUCUGGCUCCCUGGGCCUGGCAUCGAAAAUGUUUCUGGAACAGUGCCCGAAAAAUCACAAAACCCUUCCCUUUUGGCGUCGCAAGUUGUGUUGACCGCAAUGAAAGGGUCGCUUUUAACUGCGGAAAUUAUUUGCUGCGCUCACUGCGAAACCGCCAACAUCGAUACAAACAAAAUUUCAAGUGCUGUUACCGACCAUUUCACGGUAUUUAAAUGUCCGACAAUAAGAAAUUUUAAAACUGAAUUAUGUCCCGCCUUCGAGAAUAAAAUUAGAAAAAGACGUACUUGUCUACCGAAUGAGCAAAAGAAUGGAUAUUUUCUGCAUGUUUUCCAUGAAAUAAAAUUGGACCUUUAGGGGCAUCGAAAAUCAAUGAGAAAAAUGCCUGCUACGUAAGUAGUCAUUUUUUACAGAGUGAAGUUUUUGCAUGCAGCCGGAAGGAAAUUCAUUCGAAAGCUGGUAUCUUGAGGUAUUUGAACUAUUAUGGACUAAUAUUGCAGGCCGACUGGUUUUACAAACCUACUUAAUUAAUCUUUUCGAAACCAGAACGCAGUUCGGAAUUUCGGUUGACAAUUCAUGAGUUAGUCCACCUACUGUAUUCCCGCAUGUAGGUACGCAUACAGUCUGCGCUUGUUUAUGUGGAACCUGUUACGUGGGGAGAUAAGCUAUCAAGGUGGGCUAAAAGUCGUGGCUUGAAAGCUCGCCAACUGAUAAGGUUAUUUGGAACUCGCAGUCAGAACAGUAUGUGCGUUUGUAUGGAGUGGCAGACUGGUGGACUGAGAUCCCGGCUAAAAUUAACUAAUGCGUUUCUUCUAUGGCACUUAUGCCUCGUGGGAUCCGAACUGACCCCUUUUCGCUGUAAAAAAAACCGGGUCAGUGUGCGUUGUGGACCCAAGGGGGGGGGGGAGGGGAGUGCUGACACGCCUAUGUGCGGGUGCCAUUUACUUGCGUCCUGUCCCGUCUCCGGUAUUUAUGACUCGGUCUCGAAACCUGAUCCAGAUGGGGGGAGCGGGCAGAGUGCGAUUGAUGCCACGCAAGUCUACCAUCCCUAUAAACUAAUUCAGGCGUAAGUCACCAUUCCUGCUCUCAUCCUGCUGUGGAGUACAUAGGGGGAUGGUUGAAAAGGGGAAGUACUUCGCCCACACCCACCUUCAGCCGUAUUGACUUUGCUUUGCGUUUGUGUUACGCGCAAAAUUCGAGCCUGAUGUCGAUAUGGCGCUCGACUGCUUCCGCCUGCCACAUCUGCAGCCAGUACGUGAGAUGAUACAAUGAGUGACCGAUCUCCUGAAAUUUAGGCUGAAAUUCUGAAAUGCGUUCCCCUUUAGGAAUGAUUACUAAGGCAAGGUUGGUAUACUGAGUAACUCAUGGCAUAAUCCUAUAAUGCCUCGGAAUUGGCAAGAUUUCACCCUUUGAAUGAAUGAGAGGGUCACUUUUAACUGCGGAAAUUAGUUGCUGCGCUCACAACGAAACCGCCAACAUCGAUACAAACGACAUGUCAAGUGCUGUUACCGAUUAUACCAGUCGGCAUUAUCGUCUUAAAAGGUUGGAUGCAGUUGUGUGCAGAGGUACCCAUGCAAGGGUUGAGCAAGGGACGGUAGAAUUCCACCAAUCCGAAUAUGCGAACUCACGAGUUCUUAAAAAAAACUCGGCGCAACUCUAGCAAAUCCUGCGGGUAUGUUUUCCAUUCUUUCAUACCGCUCCACACUCUGCGAUCUGGAAAAUGUUGUUUUUUUGUUCGACCGUCGAUUUAGGAGAGAUCAACUACAGUUAGUGAGUGAUCUCAUGAAAUGUUGGCCAAAUUUCUGAAAUGCGUUCCCCUUUAGGAAAGAUUACCAAGGCGAGGUUGGUAUACUGAUUAUCUCACGACUUAUUCCUAUAAUGCGUCGGGCUUGGCAAGAUGUCACCAAAGAUAUGCUUUCUUUCAGUCGUUUGAUAACAAAUCACGUCAUCUUCAAAUUUUAUACUCGAAGAAGGAGCAUAAUUAAGUUUUACAAUUUUUUUCAAUUCCCGAAUAAUUUAAAGCCUGAUCACUCGUUGCAUUAGCGCUUAACGACUUAAAUCUACAAUGUGCAUAGGUUUCGCGUAAAGAAAAUCAGAUAUUAUUCUAUGCCUUUAAAAGGUGCCAUAUGGAGUCCAUAAACUUUUGCAAUGUGUGCGGAAAUAUAUUGUAUAUUUCAUGAGGAGCAGUGGUAAACAGAUAGGUACGAUGUUCUAUGAAUGGACAUUGUACGGUUUUAAAAUCUCACAAUUAGAAACUUUUAACCCUGAUUAUGCACCUUCUCGAGCAUAAAAUAUGAGGAUGGCUUGAUUUGCCAUCAAACGACUGAAAGAAAGCAUAUGUUUGUCUAUAUUUUCUAUAAAAUAUGUUUGGAUAUACAAGACCAUCAAAAAGCAGCCUGAAAAUGUAAGCUAUUUUGGAAGUCAUUUUUUACCAUUUACGGUUUCUACGGAAGACUAUAAAGGAGUGCAUUCGAAAGGUGAGAUCUCGCCAAGUUCGACGCAUUAUAGGAUUAUGCCAUGAGUUACUCAGUAUAACAACCUCGCCUUAGUAAUCAUUCCUAAUGGGGAAAGCAUUUCAGAAUUUCAGGCAACAUUUCAUGAGAUCAGUCACUCACUGCAUCAUCUCACGUACUGGCUGCAGAUGUGGCAGGCGGACUCAGUCAGGCGGACGCAGUCAGACGCCACAUCGACAUCAGGCUCGAAUUUUGCGCGUAGCACAAACGCAAGGCAAAGUCAAUACGGCUGAAGGUGGGUAUGGGCGAAGUACUUCCCCUUUUCAACCAUCCCCCUAUGUACUCCACAGCAGGGUGAGAACAGAGAUGGUGACUUACGCGUUAAUUAGUUUACAGGGAUGGUGGACUUGCGUAGCAUCUACUGCACUCUGCCCGCUCCCCCCAUCUGGAUCAGGUUUCGAGACCGAGUCAAGAAUACCGGAGAGAGGAGAGGACGCAAGUAAAUGGCACGGUUUACACCCGCACAUAGGCGUAUCAGCACGUCCCCCCCCCUCCCUCCUGGGUCCACAAAGCACACUGACCCGGAUUUUUUUACAGCAAAAAGGGGUCGGCACGGAUACCAUGAGGCAUAAGUGCCAUAGAGGAAACGCAUUAGUUAAUUGUAGCCGGGAUCUCAGUCCACCAGUCUGCCACUUCAUACAAACAUAUACUGUUCUGACUGCGAGUUCCAAAUAACCUUAUCAGUUGGCGAGCUUUCAAGCCACGACUUUUAGCACACCCUGAUAGCUCAUCUCCCCACGUAACAGGUUCCACGUAAACAAGCGCAGACCGUAUGCGUACCUACAUGCGGGAAUACAGUAGGUGGGCUAACUCACGAAAUGUCAUCCGAAAUUCCGAACUGCGUUCUACUUUCGAAAAGAUUAAUUAAUUGGUUUGCAAAACUAUUUGGCCUGCAACAUAAGUCGAUAAUAUUUCAGAUACCUCAGAAUACCAGCCUUUAAAUGAACUUCCUUCCGGCUGCAUGCAAGAAGUACACUGUGUAAAAAAAUGACUACUUACGUAGCAUGCAUUUUUCUCAUUGAUUUUCGAUGCCCCUAAAAGUCCAACUGUAUUUCAUGGAAAACAUGCAUAAAACAUCCAUCCUUUGGCUCAUUCGGUACACAAAAUUCGUCUUCUCCUAAUUUAAUACUCCGAAGAGGGACAUAAUUCAGUUUUAAAAUUUCUGAUUGUCGGACAUGUAAAUACCGUGAAAUGGUCCUUCAUAAAUCGUUAUGUCUCUGCAUUUACCAAUGUGGCUCGUAAAGUAAGCAAUAUGGAUCAAAUCCGCUGCUAAAUUUUAUGAAUUCUAUAUGGACUUCCUUUAUUACCGUAGAGAAAUGUGUGGUUGUCCGUACGCGGAAAAUAUACGGCUUUUAGUUUCGAAGCCCUGAAUCCAAGUGUAACGUCAGGUUGGAGUUCAAAAUUAUUCGGGAAUUGGAAAAGAUUUUGAGAACUGAAUUAUACCCUUCCUUUGAGUAUAAGAUUAAAAGAAGGCUAACUCUCAACUGAAUGAGCGAAAGAAUGAAGAUUUUUGUGUAUGUUUUCCGUAAAAUAUAAUUGGACAUUUAGGGACACCAAAAAUCAAUGAGACAAAUUCAUGCUAAUUAAGUAGUCAUUUUUCACAGAGUGUAGUUCUUGCAUGCAGUCGCAAGGACGUUCAUUCGAAAACCGGCAUUCUGAGGUAACUGAAAAAUUAUAGAAUUAUGCUAUCGGCUGACUAGUUCUACAACCCUACUUAAUUAAUCUCUUCGAAACGAAAACGCGUUUCGGAAAUUUGCUUGAUAUUUCAUGAGUUAGCCCGCCUACUGUAAACCAAUAAAGACAAGGGAGGCAAGGGUGGCCAUUUCCCCGCUGAUUAUUUGUUGUCAGCCAGUCUUGUCCAUCUGAAGGUGUGCAGGAUGCGAAGUUCGAAUUCGCGUUUUUUUCUCGUUUCUGUUUAUCAAACGUCAUUAAGCCAGCGGCUGGUUCUCCUGUCAGUUAUAAGCAGGCAUAUUUACUAUGGCAUAUGAGCGAUCAGCGAUCGGGUUAGGGGUCAUGUUUGUCUGGCUGUGCGCUUGGGUUAACCACACGACGACUUGUAAUAUACAAAGACAGAAAGCUACUGACAAAGACAAGCGAGGUCUGAGUGAACAUUUGUCACAUAUUAGUUGUCAUUAACCAAAUCAGGUUUUGUUGCACUUUGGCUCCGUAUGUGCGUUAUUUGGACUUUGAAACGCUCGAUGUCCAAAGAACGAGGGUUGUUGGCUCAAGUAACGAAAACCCAGAGUUUAUGUAGGACUGGCGGACGAUAUCGAAUAAGCCGGAAACAACAAUUUCGGCCUCCUUGUCUUUGUCGGUAUUUUUUCGCCGCAUAUACCCCUAGUCGCUGUGUGACUGUCUUUUAGGGCCCGGAAUUGAGCUUCACAGCAGAAUUAGACGAGGAGAUCCCCUAACUUGAUCAGGGAGUGCAAUUUCAGCAAAAUACACAUAGAUAGCAAAAACGAUAAGGCAUAUGAAUGUUAACCCCUCCACCUCUUAAUAGUCCAGAUCUUAACCAUGGUUUUCAAGGAAGUGGUUCAUAGCCUUGCACAUGUUUACAACUUUAUUACAGAAGAUGACAUGUAACAGAACCUGAAUCCCUCUGCCAGAACUAGUUUGAACUUCGAACCAACCACAAAUAUGUAAGCAGACUACUACGUACUAUCCAGUAUACAUUCGGAAUUCUCGGAACUAGCAGUCUUUGGUGGCGGUGAUAUCCGCGCCGCCGUUGAUAAACUGGCUCUCCUCCAGAGAACGUUGUCUGGAGAUUUCAGUGGCGAGGAAACAGCCUGAGUUGAGUUCUCCAUGGCUCAUAAGGCCUUUUGAAGAAUAUAGUAGUCAAUAAAAGUCACCUCGAAAUCACUCCAAGCGCAAAACUGUGAAACAUAAGACUGCCCGAGUAACCAUUCUCUCCCCUGAUUCCUUUGCUCCGGUCCCUCAAACGAGGCUCAAGGAACUUAAACAGACAUUUAAAUCUACGCUAUGUUGCGAGACCGCAAUCAAAGCGCCUUUGUAAUUUCCCCGAUCAGAGAGAACGUCGCGGUGAAUUUGGCAACGUGAUCGAUUAAAUUGGAUGCUUGCUGUGUCAUCACACUGACACCAGGAGCAAGCCAAAUAUAAAAGGUCAUAAAUAAAUUAGCAGAUUACACCCAUGUCCCCACUGCCGCCGCCCCAUUGCGAUCGAUUAACCUGGUUGAAUACUGCCCACAUCAGUUCACUAAACUCCCUUAUUUUCCCAGUUUUGAUUUGACAUGGCCUCCGUUAACAACGACGAAAGACAGUAAGACGAACCCUACCAACUCUUCACGCCUUUAUGCAGUCAUCUCUGACGAUAAAGUUGAGCGCAGUAACCAAAACGUAGGGUAAGCAAACGUCUUGCCUCAGAAGCUGACUUGUGAUCGGCCUUUCAGCUCCCGCCAGAGUUGUUUUCGGACUCAUUUCAUCGUAAGAUACUCACUUGGCCGUUACAUAGCCGGGGUCGAUUCAAAGAUUUGGUCAUUUGAAUAUUUGUAUCGACCGUCGUAGGCUUCUAUGUCCGUUAAAACAGCAUGCAUAGUUCCUGUGCCGUACUCUGAAAUGCUCUGCUGUGCCGCUAGAACGGGUCACGCUGUUAUUGUCCUGGAUCAACACAGGGUCCAGAUCGGGGCACGAUGAGCGUCAUUGAGGAUGAGGUGUGGGGCGGCGCGUCCAGGGGUAGGCUGAAGUCGCACCAGCCACGUACACCCGACUGCGCAUCCUAUCUUUUUUACUUUAUCAUGACAUCCGUUCCAGGAAGAUGAGAGAGGAACGAGUGCGGCUAAUGCGGUGUAAGUCUACGUCCCUGAUGCGGUGCACGGUGGAGCCCGUCGGUAAAGACAGCCGAGCUGUUGAUAUACCCGAGUAGCGAAACUAUGCUCUUCAUGAGAUCAUGCUCGAUCGCAUGUAACUGGUGGGCGGCACUUUCAUAAGUGUCAGGGGCUUAAAAUUUCUUUCCUACAUCAAGAACUUUAUUUUGAUUUAGUUUUUAAUCCCUUCCCAUUAGAAGUAUCGACCGUCUCUGCCAGAGAGCACACAAAUAGGUAUCACUUAAAUGUCCAAAUAUUCCUCACUAUCGAAUAGCAGACAAGAAGCUGUGAUAACAAUCUACAAAAUCUAUACAACGAUGGUGUGCAAUAGGCAAUUGACUUCUUUAGAGAACUUCGUUAUUUUAUCCUCUUUAAUUUUGUUUUAGCGACCCCUGCGACUUGCCGGAGCUGGAUAAGGUAAAAAGAACAUUGUUGAUCAACAAAAUACCACUUACUUGCUCUGUCAACUCUGGGUAAGUUGAAAAUGCCUAAUCUUCGUUAUUACCUCGAUUGCGUAUAGUUUCAUCCAGUUAAGUAAAUGGACUGUGCAAGCUUGUAACCUUUUUGACGGGAAACGUACGCUCGAAAAUAAAUGAGAUAAUUCAGUUUUACAUAACUGCAGUAAUCACACCAAAAUGGUAGAAGCGUGAGCCGAUUCAGAUAAUUCCCACAGAUCCCUUUAAAAAUAAUGAAGAAACUAUUUUAAAAUGACUAAUAACUGCUUGAUUAUUGUUAUGUAAUCUGCCAUUAAAAGUAUACUGUCAGGUGGGCGGAAGGCAAGUGGAUAUGCCAAUUUCAGGAUUUACUGUCACCUGUUUAUAUUUUAGGCAGUUCUUGAUCCACUCAUGUUUAGCAGAGUCUGGUAUUUUUUACUCACUAAUGGAAAUUAUGGCUUUCCUCAAAACUAGGAAACGAUCGCCACAGUGCCAGUCCAUACUGUUUCUUUAGUAGGUCCAGUCUUUUUUGAUCUCAUCUACGUAAUUUGAGAGACUUUCGCGACAUUGAAUAUAGCAAGGGACAAUUUAUAACUCAGAAGAUUCUGCCGGUCUGCGGAGUCUUUGUGCACACGUUAUCUUUUAGUCGUUAGAAGCUACUAGCGAUUAAUGCCGCGUAUCAAUGUCUCCAUACCUUGCUCUUAUAGAUUAAGUACAGAUGAGCAGGUGUAAAGACCUUCAACAUUGCCAAUAAAGGCGAAGAGACGAGUCCCAGGAAGUAGUCUUGAAGGAGGAGACACGAUCGCCGGGACAAGAGCUUUAUUAGCCUGAUGUUUCGGAUACCCACUCGAAUCCAUCAUCAGAGACUAAAAAGCAGAAACGGGUGGUUGUUGCACAAGAGGCUGUGGUAUUUAUAGGAUGCAAUAGCCAUGCUACCGCAUACCUAUGAACAUUCACGGCUCCCCCCUUCAUCCGGGAUCGUCGCACUUGGUGUGAUCAUUGCUUGAUGGCCGACAUUCGAGUCGAUAAUUGUUGCAAUUUCAUCACGUGCGUUGGAUGUUGGCGUGGUGAUUGCUCGACCAUCUGACGCACCGACCCCGGUGUUGUGAAAAGUGUUCACCUCUGCCUUCAACAUUAGUAGUUCCUCCCAAAGCAAUAAUAUAUGCAUCGAAUUUUGAGCCAUUAUUCCCUGACGAUGGGUUUUAAAAGCUCAAAAAAUAAGCAAAAUUCUUCAAAAGUCUACCUAUAACAAAUUCUUUGUUAGGAACCUCGCAUUUACAUCUUCCUCUGAGUUUGUGGAUAUGGAAUAUUUUAAGCCUGACGGAGAGGAAAGUUUUGAAAGGGCUUCCACGAAACUGUAGGCUCACAUUGUGGAACGCUUUUCUUUGUGAAUUAACCAUUACUAAGGCCAAGAUGGUAAUGUGCCCAUUUGCGAACCAGCACCUUAGGCGUUUUGGGUGCAAGCAGUCAACGAAGACUGCAUAGAGGGCAAGUUAGUAGGAUGAACAAGCACAAGCCGCAGACGAUUUAGGUUUUUUCCCAUCCUGCAGUAACGCUCUGUACGUGUGCAAAGUAAUUAGACCCAUGACGAAUCCCAAAAUUAUUAUAAAAUAUCUUUGUGUGUAUUCGUCAAUAAGUCCUCCUUCGGGCAUCCGGAGUCAACUGUCUACGCCUGCCUUGAUUUUGCCAAAUAUCAGUGUCAGGCUCAAUGUCAGAAGCAGUUUGGAUUGAUUUAGAACGGGAGAGAAUUCAUGCUUUAAAGGCCAGUCGAAUGGCAAAAGCCGUGUGCGUAAAGUCGUAAAAAUUUGGGCGACCAAUGCACAGACGUCUGGGUACAGAAAGCGACCUUGAAUGCAAAGGUGAGUCGAUUAACUCUGCUCACAAAGUAAAAAGCAAGACAAGUAAAAAACCACAAACCUUCAGGUGUGCAAAAAUGAUCCGGUUUUCUUGCCAGACGUCAAUCUAAACUUGGCGAUAGUUAUUAGUUUGUGGGGUUGCGACAGUCCCUGGCUGCCGUCAACAAGACUGGGAAGGUUGCGUCUAAAAGCGAGCAAAACGCCGUCUUGCGGCGGAGAGUUGGAUAAACUAAGAAUGCCCUUCAAGUUCUCUAUAAAUUUCAGGGAUCAUCGUUUUGACAGAUUUUGAACAAUUCCUUCUGGCUUAAUCGUGAAAAACUCGGCGUGCUUGGCGGAAUUUGGACCCACGAUAGCUAGGGGAAGGCUUGAGUACAGCGAACGCUCUGGCCACCUAGGGUUUGAGGCUCACCUGGAGAUGCGAGUCUAGUCACAUUUGGGGCAAAUUACCCGCCCAACCUACUGCAACGUCUGGAAUCCGCCAAAGCUGAUACAGUAAGUUGACUGCCCAAGCAGGAUUUCCUAAGUAAUUCACCUAGAAUCCGCCAGAUGACUACCAGGCUUACGUAAUCUAUAGAUGUUGGGCAGUCGAUUUACUGUAUCAGAUUUGGUGGAUUUCAGACGUUGCAGUAGGCUGGGCGGGUAAAUUGACCCAAAUGUCAUUAAACUCCCGCCGUCUGGAGGGGUCUCGUAGCUCAGGUGGUUAGAGAGUUGACUGUACCAAAGCCUUCCCCUUACUACGUGGGUUCGACUCCCACCGAGGCGCCGAGCUUUUCACAGUCAGGCCAAAAGGUAUUGUUCACAAUCCGUCAAAACGCUGAUCCCUAAUAGUUGUAGAGUGCAUUCUUAAUUUAUCCGCCUCUCUACUGCAAGAUGGCGUUUUGCUCGCGUUUAGACGUGACCUUUCCAGUCUUGCUUACAAUGGAAUCGAAAGUGCAUGCUAAUUAAGUAGUCAUUUUUGUCGAGUGUGGCUCUAACACGAGAAAAGGAAGUGCAUCAAAAAACUGCCGUCCUAGUAAAUCAGGAUCAUCAUGGGAUUACGUCCCAAAAUAACCACUAUCACAAGUUACUCGCCCAGCCUAUGGCAAUGUUUAAAAUUCACCAAGUCUGAUAGAGUAAGCUGAUCACCCAGGCGGGUUGCCCAAUUAAUCAAUCUUGAAUCUACCACAUGACUUACAGGCUCAAUUAAUUAAUAAGUAUUUCGACAGAGUAUGAAUAAUCUAUUUGACCGAUCUGUGAAAAAGUGGGCGACCUCGGUGAGAUUCGAAUCCAUGACAGCAAGGAGAAGGCUUGAGUACAGUCAAUGCUCUGGCCAUCUGAGACACAAGAGCUUGUCGGGACUCGUGAGUUUAAUUACACUUAGGUUAAGUUACUCGCCCGGCCUACUACAACGCAUGAAAUCUUUCAAAUUUGAUACACUAGGCUAACUUCCCAAAGCAGAAUUUCGUAGAUAAUCAAUCUAGAAUUCACCACGAGAGUUCAACCAUCGUAUUCUACGAGGUCCACCAUGGGCGCCAGAGCAGAAAGGUUGAAUUGGGCGUGAAUUAGCCUAUUGUGAUUGUAGAAUGGCGCAGUAUUUACCCCAAUUUCUCUCCCGUCCCCCCUUCGGGAUCCGGUGUUAAGACCGAGUCAAGAAAACUGGAGAUGAGAGAGAGCGCGGGUGGCUGACACGGCGUUGACCCCCACCUAGGUGUGUCACCAUACUCCCUGGUCCACAAAGUACACUAACGAGGGUUUUACACAAGAGAAACGAGGCGGUACGGAUUCAAUUGCCCCGGUGUACAUCAGUAACUACAGUAAGUGGGCUAACUCAUGAAAUGUCGGCCGAAAUGUCGAAAUGCGUUCUCGUUUCGAAAAGAUAAAUUAAGUAGUGUUGUAAAAAUAAUUUUAAUGCAGCAUAAAUCUAUAAUGAGCCAGUUACUGCAGGGUGUCUUCUUUCGAAUGAACUUAUUUCCGACUGCAUGCAAGAACUAUACUCGGCAAAAAGUGGCUACGUAAGUAGCAUGCAAUUUUCUCAUUGAUUUUCGAUGCCCUUGAAAAUUCGAUGAUAGUUCAUUAAAAAAUGCAUAAAAUAUUCAUACUUUUAUUUGUUCGGUAGACAAUUGCGUCUUCUUUCAUUUUUAUUUUGAAGGAGUAUAAUUCUGUUCGAAGAAGUUUCUAAUUGUGAGAUUUUUGAAUACCGUGAAAUGGCCGUUCCUAAAACGUCCUGUAACUGGAGUUACCAAUGUGGCCUGUAAAGUUACCAAUAUUGUUCGAAUCCACUGCUUAACCUUAUGAACUCCAUAAAGUCGCGUCUUAAUACCAUAGAGAGUUUUGUGUUUUUCCGUUCACGAAAAAUAUACGGCUUGUAGUUUUGAAACUCUGAAGGCAGGUUUAACAGCAGGUCAGGUAAAAAAUUAUACGGGAAUUAGAAAAGUUUUUUAAAACCGAAUUAUACUCUUUUUUCAGCAUAAAAUUGAAAGAAAAGGUUAUUUUCUAUCGAACAAGUAAACGAAUGACUAUUUGUACGCAUGUUUUACAUGAAAUAUAAUUGUAUUUUCAAGGGCAUCGAAAAUCAAUGAAAAACUUGCAUGCUACAUAAGUUGCCACUUUUUACAGAGUGUGGUCUUUGCAUAAAGCCGGAAAGAAGUUCAUUCGAAAGCGUGCAUCUUUAGAUAACUGAACUUUGAUAUAAUUAUGUUGCAGGCUGAAUAGUUUUACAACCCUGCUUAAUUGAUCUUUUCGAAGCGAAAACGUAUUUCGAAAUUUCGGCCGACAUUUCAUGAGUCAGCCCACUUACUGUAGACCUGCCGUUGCACCUCGAAUGUUGGCAUUUGUUAGGGGUGCGCAUUCUUAAUAGCGCCUGCCGGACUUUGAUCUAGCUCUUGUGUUGAUCCAGCGCAACUGUCGCGUGGCCCGUUUUAGUGUCGAACAAUCCACCAGGCUCGCUUAAUUACCUUGUGUCUAAGCUGGGUUUGAAUAAUCCACUUUGCUGUCAUGUAUUCGAAUCUACUCAAGACCGUCCAGUUUUUCACAGUUGGGUAAAAUGAAUUAUUUUAAAACCUGUCAAAAAUACCUAUUAGGCAUUUGAGCCUGGUUGUCGGCUGGUGGAUUAUAGAUUGCCUGCCUAGAAAAUGCUGUCUGCGAAGUCAGCCUGCUGUACCAAAUUUGAUGGAUUUUAAAGGUUGCAUUUGGAUGGGCGAGUAGCUUGACACAAAUGUGAUUAAACUUACGGCUCCCGUCAAGGCUUCGUACCUCAGAUGGCUAUAGCGUUCGCCAUACUCAAGCCUUCACCUAGCUGUCGUGGGUUCGGAUCAAAACGAGGUCACCGAGUUUUUUACAGUUGGGUUCAAAUGAAAUAUCAGAAAGUGAAGCCAAACAUUAAGUGCGUGUGACUCCUCAUCGUAGCAUACGCAAAAACUCAAGAAACCACUGUCUGUGUUUUCUGUACCUUUUUUGAAUGGAUGUAUUUACCUUACUGAUGGGUUCAGAGCCAGCUAGCCGGAAGCCUAAUUCCAAAAUACUCAUAAUACCAUAACAUACUGAGUUCUGUAUUAGCAUGCUCUGAGUUCGAUGUGCAUGUAGUGUCUAAAAAGAAUCGUAGCCCAAACUUCCUGAACCGUCCCUUGUGAUUUUCGAUAGCUGACUGUAGUCGAUCAUAUUUGAAAAAAUAUGCAGAAUAAUUUAUCAACCUUUAUUCGAUGGAAUUGCGGUCACAUAAGCUUUGCUAUCAAAAGAAAAGAGACAUUACACAAUCAAGGUAUUUAAUUACAAGAGACGUUCUCAGAUUCUCGCCCACAGUCAUCGGAUCAUGAACUGUCACUCACAGCUUAUGCAGCAUAUGUGUGUUUUUGCCUUUUAAGUUCUCUAGAAGUUAACUGCCAACCUGGAGUAUUGCCUGUGCUGUUAAUGUGGAAUCCCUCUACCCUUAAGUAUACUUCUAACUCCCUGUCGGCAGUUUAUGAAUAUUACGCGGUUAUCCGCUGUGGCUGAGAGACUUCGGCGAAAUAUUCAUACAUAACAAUCUCAGUCUGAGCCUAUAGACCUUCAACAUACUGAUCUACUCUUGAUUCGCAGUUAAUUUUUAAGGAAAUUAAAAAACGAAAAUUUCACAAUUGGAAUAUCCACCAGGAAGCAGACAGGGAAUGUCGGAGGACCCACUGACGAGACGAACCCAUGAAAACUGUGUCAUCCAGCGGCAGAAUAUCGGCGGAACACGCGUGCAUGGGCCUUUGGCUAUUACCUGUGCUGUUAGUAUGAUAUCACCAUACCCUACAUGUGCGUGUGGGCUUGGUCAUCUAUAACUGGGUUCCCGACUCUUACCAGAUUUAUGAGUCGUUCGAAAAUUUAUAGGAUUACUUUGUCCACUUUGUGUAGACUUAUACGCACAUACAUGAAAAGCUAUGCUCCUAUCAGUAAAGUACCAAAUCAGCCUUAGUUGCCUUGAAGAAGCUAGCAAACAGCAAUAUGCGAGUUUACUUGAAUGUCCUCAUUUUGUACUCUUUUUAAUAGGCUAGCGUCUAGAGUGGCCUGUAUUGUGGAUGCCACACGUCCACUUUGCAAUCGCGCCCUGACAACUUGGAAGUCAAGCCUGCUAGCAACUGUCCUCAAGCUUCUUCUGUUCGCUUUUCUGGUCAGUACAUCUCUAUUAUAGGGUGGAAGGUAAUGGCACUAAAAACGGGAAUUGGUUUGCUUUUCUAAAAUAAUAAAAUGGGCUUGACAAUUAGAGAACUGUUUUUUUUAUCAAUGAACUUGUUAAACAUUAUUUUCCCGGGAAAAAUUUGGUCAAGACAAAGGCGACAAGAUAUGUACAGUUGAAUGACGUCAACUUAUUUGCCUCAAGAUGAACUGCCAAAUCACGUUGGCGAUAUAUCCGCUUCUUCAGACUGAAAAUUUCUUCCGUUUCACUGUUUGGAUUAACCGUGAAUACAACUCGGUUCGAUUAUAUCGCGUAAACUGCUGCUUACCGGCCAUUCACCUUGCCGAAUCAGCAGAUAAUUUUUUUUAAAAUUCUAAUUCAAAAAUACAUAAACUCAACUGGGCCGAAGUCUCUUAAUGAGAUACUUAGGGGGAAAGCCAUUUCAAAAUUGAAUAAGUCCAGCAUAGUAUUCCCCACAGUCCUGACGACGCAAGGACAGGCUUGAAGCGAUGUAAAAGGCCAAAAAGUUGCGAGUAACUUUCAAUAGUUUUUCGAAUAGAACAUGACGGAAGUUGAGUGUAGGUCGACAAGAUAAAGAUUCCCAAUAAAAAGUCAGGGAAGACGGAAUGCGUGGACCAGCUUUACUGUUUGGAACGCGUGUACACCAAGGCUGUGUGGGCAGCCGCCGCAAGCGUGCUCUCCAGACAAGUUGUUGUCUGUGACUGCCUUCGAGGUGUUGUGUCCCAGCGCGUGUGCGCGCUCCGUUAUCUCCGCGUCCGCCAGCCAAUCAGAGGGGGGACAGCGAUGAUUGGCCUGGAGCACUCGCGAGUCCCAGCAGCGUAUCGACAAGGAGCGUGAGGCGGACAGGAAGGCAGCGUGACAAAGGCGGAGGGCAAGAGGACGCGAACUGCCACAAACGUUUCGGCUUUCGUUCAAGGAUCAACUGGGUUCAUGAACUCUGCUUGCAGUGAACGGUACUAUGACAGUUAGAUGAGCAUAAACAUGGCUUAUCAUCCAACAGGGCAGUAAGGAUUGGAUCUCAUUUCCCAGCCGUACCUGCAGUAGACAAGCCGCAGACCAGUAGACCAUUAUACUGAAACCUUUCAGAAAAAGUUAUUAUUUACCUUACCAUAGUCACGUUAUGCUCCCAAAGUAGCGCCCGGGACUCAAAUUUCACAAUACCCUCUCACGCAAUGAAGACGUCACUGAAACACUAUAGUAGUAUGAUCAGUUGAAUUUGAAUAUGGCAUGCAUCGUAUUCACGUUGGUCUUCAAUGCUAACGCCCCUGAAGCCAAAAUAUACCGAGCUAGAUUAAGAGCAUUUCGACUCACACGGCAUAGUUAUUCUAAUCAUGCUUCUAAAAUGGCGUCAGUAGUCUCACUAUGUGGAAACAUUUUCGCGGAAAAUUACGAAACAGAUUAUCUACUCCAGUUAUUGUUCUCACUAUCACAAAGCAUAGUUAUUCUUAUCAUGUAUGCAAAUUUGCAUUCAAUAGUGCGACUGUAUGAAAACUUUUUGCACGGAAAAUCAUGAAGUGCAUCGUUUAAUCCUUUAUCCAAUACGUGUGUCUCUUUGCUAAAGGAAUGAACCGCUUUCUGACGGCCACAGUUUUCCGCAUUAGUUUACUUGAAUAGGGUUCGGAGAGCGCAAAUACACGCGGCGUCUUUUUCCUCAUAUCAGCGAUCUGUCAGGUUUAAAUAUCAUGGAAGUGUUUUCGGAUCUUAUUUCAUAGCCUUACCUUCAGAGGACAAGCCGCAACUUAACACCUAACCCCAACUCCUAGCCUUAACCCCUAACCCUGAUCACUAACGCCUAACCCCUAAUCCCUAACCUUGACCUCUAACCCCUAACCCUAACAUUAACAGGCGCGGCUACGAAAUAAGGUCUUGCCGCAGUAGCUGACUAGCGUCUGCUAGGCAAACAAUUUUCUUUUAGUGCUGCUAGGUAAAUGUAACGCAUCCGGAAUAUUUUAGAAUCCCCAGUUUUUUCAACAUGUUUUGCAUCGUAUUCGGAUUGAGGGAGUACUUGAAAUGGGGGCUGGGCGUCCUCGUGGGGUCCCUUGCAGUCAGCGUCGCCCACUGCGUCUGGUCAGUCGGCUAUUCUAUUCCUUCGAAGCAUCUAUCGUUCCCAGCAGGCAAUCCAAAGUUCCUGCUGUUGCAACUCAGCGCCUCAGCUGCAGUCACGUGAAUUUUCCGUUUCCACAUUAGUAACCGCACCCUGACUAUCUCCGUUUCAUUAUAAACGCCUUUCUGUCGAACACCAUUUCACCAAUCAGCAGUGUGGAGUUUAAAUAUAGUCGGGCUAAUGCGACCUUCAAGAGACCAAGGUCUGAAGGUCAUACCGACACAACAACAGUGACAUACAGAGGAAGAUCACGCUGCCGAACGUACAGUGAAAAUAUUUAUCUGAUGAAGACCAACUGGCCUGCUAUUUCUCUGAUUGGUAGUUUUCCACCAAAGUAUGUAUAGGUCGCCAGAUUUAAUUACGCGUUCUAUGCUGGGUAAAAGUUAAAUAAGUGGAAGUCUGGCAAUUCAUAACUCAAGUCUCUGACUCUUAUUAAUCCAGUACAUUUCAGAAUACCUCCGUUUAAAUAAAAAGUCUCCUUUGUUUAUAUGUGCGUUCUCAAUUUGCAGUAUUUCCUGCACUUGAAGUGACUCAACGUAACAUAGCAGUCAGAAGAGGCUGUGAAUUUUAUUUUGGCGAAAAUCCUAAAAGGGAAAUUCGUUUGUACUGGAAUAGUCGUUAAAACUUUCAGAGUUUCGAUCAGUCGAAAGCGGGUGCUUACUGGUAAGAUCUGGUUGGCCUUGCAGUCGCGCCUGAUGAAAAUUAUACGGCUUGACUACUGAAUUGUUUUGAGCAGUCGAGAUUAUGCCGAAGUGGCACACAUGCAUCUUGCUGGAACGGAAAAGGUCAACCGUGUGUUCGAAUUUAGACGUAGGGUUAGUCUUAGGGUUUGGGGUACUGUGAAGCUGAGACUUGAGUUUGCGGUUAGGGUUUGUGUCAAGUUCAAUCGUUCCGGUUAGAGUUAGGGUUUUGAUUGUGCUCUUGGUUUAGUGCUAGGGGUGGGACUAGGAUAAGGGUUAGGGCCUCGGUUGCAGUUGGGGUUAGAUCAAGGACAACGACCAGGACUAGGGCUAGGUAUAGGGUUUGGAGUCAGGGUUAGGUUUAGGGUUUGGGGUAAGCUUUAGGGCAGUUGAGAUUCAACUCAGUAUGUCAGUCAGAAGAGGCUGCGAGUUCUGUUAUGGCAAAAUCCUCAAAGGGAAAUUCGUUUGUAUUGGCAGAGUUGUUAACGCUUUCAGGGUUUUCUGUAAGUCAAAGUGUUGCUAACAAGUGUAAAUUGGGCGCAAUUGAUGCGGUGAAGUCUUAUAAUUUGAACAGUUUCAUUCCCAGCAUAAUAUAAGUGUUCCUGAUUCUGACUAUCUGGCAGUAUGUUAUUACCGACAAAGUCAAGGGAGACUGGAAUGGCCAUUCCUGGCUUACUAGCCGUCGUCAGCCAGUCAUACCCAAGCCCGAAGUGUGAAACACCCGAGCCUCGAACUCGCGACUUGUUAGUUAGAAGUCCACGCCUCUAACCACUGGGCCACGAGUCCGUUGCUCUGUCGGGUUCGAUCGGUGAGCGCCCCCUACCAUUCUGACCAACAACAGAUAUUUAGAUGUGUUGCCAGAUCCUUGUUUUGACAUUCGUUCACUAAUGCGAAUCAACUCAAAGUGUUUUUCCGGAAAUGAAUACUAAAAUGAUACUAGUUUAGGGGAGCUUUAAGUUAGGAUGUUUGUUUGUCGUAGAGGGACGCUCACCGAUCACGUCAUGGGACUUCCUCGUCCCGUUGUAUCCUGUGGCCCUCUUGGCCACUGCCGGCAGCCACACAUCAGCGCACAAUAUGGGCGGAAUAGCAUUGGGUAAGGGUCGAAAGUACGCGCAGGUAAGGAAAACUAUGGAGAACUACCUAUUGUAUUUUUAAAAGUAGGGGUUUUCGAUCGGCUAUUUGUCGGCACGAUAACAUUCGCUGACCCGUAUCGUCCCAUGAAAUCAGCACUGCUGAAAUUUCUACAUUGGUUCAUUGUUCUACACCCCACACGUAAUUCUUCAGUAAGAGGAAAGCUCGUUUUUCGAAAGUAGUUUGCCACGGAGGGCGGUCAGGUGGUAAAAAAAUACUAUACAUAUUGUUAACUGGAAUGUAUGCGUCUGCCAGUAAAGCAGGAGUUCGUUAAACACCAGUUAGCUUUUUUCUACCUCACUCAAUUACGUAAUCCUUGCCUAGCAUAACCGAUAAACACAACGGAGAGUGGAAUGGGCAUUUCUGACGCGUAAACCGUCAUCGAGUGGGUUACGUAACGCGAUCGGUGCGCGUCCCUUUAUCCUAGUUAAUAUACCCGAUCGCAACAAAAGAAGAUGUGAUUCUCUAUUAAUUGACAAAAAGAACGUAUAUUUUUGUUUAUGGUUUCUAUAAAAUAUAUUUGAAUUUGCAAGACCAUCGAAAAUCAAUGGGAAAAAUGCAUGCUACUUAGGUAGUCACUUUUUGCCGAGUACGCUUUCUACAGGACAUUGAAAAGAAGUGCAUUUAAAAGCCAACAUCCUGCCGAGUCCGAAAUGUUAUAAGAGUAUGCCUUAUGGUAAUCAGUAUUACAACCGCGACUAAGUAAUCCUUCCUAAUCGAAAACGCAUUUCAGAAUUUCAGCCAACAUUUCAUGAGGUCGGUCACUCACUGUAGGGUGUGUCUACGGCGAUCCUUUCGCAACUGUACAAAGUGUAUGGUGCCAUAGAUUGAGCCGCAUACCUACAACUGCGGUUAUUCUUCACCUAAGGAAGAAAUGGUCAUAAUGGAUUAAUCAAAGGGCCGGUCCACAGCGAUCGUAUCGUAAGUGUUUGAACGUAUGCUACCAUAGAUUAAGCCGCAUAUCGACUGCUGCGCACGCUCUUCAGCUUCAGGUUAAUAAACAUAGAAUGGGUCUAAAGCGAUCACUCCCUAACUUUCCUAUGCUAUGCUGGUCUAAAGAUAGCCGCAAACGGACUAAUUUCGUCCCUUGUGACCGAAGCAAGCAUAUGUGAAGGAUGGCAAACCAAUGGUCGGCCUACAGCGAUCGUUUCUCAACUCCUAAGGUAGAUUUAGCCGCAACUCCAUUACUGCUGUCGCUUUUCAGCCGUGUAAGCCUAGAUCAAGGUUGAUUAACCAUGGCUCGGUCUACAGCCGUCGCAUCUCAACUGUUGGAGACUAUGAUAAUCUAAGUGAGGCAACAUGUGCACUGCAGAUCACAUAAAAUUGAGUUCGGAUGAAACAACAAAUAUGUAGGGCCAUAACCUACUCAAAUAGGUAUAGCAGGUAUUAUUUCUAGGCAACGGAUAUUUUGGUGCCCUCUCCCGAUUGUUACCGUGGUCUGGAAUAUGUAGGGCGGGCACGGGUGGUGUGUGAGUGUUUCGUGUGGACGGGUGGCAUAACCUUACCACCAGUUCUACUCAGUCUCAUUCUUAGUUGGAUUGGCUCGGACAAGCCAUGGACGUAUGGGAGGGGGAACAGAUAGUCGGAUGGAUACAUGGGCAGGGGCUCAUACUUAUGGCACGCUAGCGCUUUCUUCAAUAGAAUAAAUACAACAUGCCUGAGUCUUUCGCUGUGCCUUAUCUAUCGCUGUCUGAAAGACUGCCAGUUGACAUGGUAACUAGGCCCCCACUCGGAACUAACGGUUAACCCGCAGUCGCUCUCGUGUACGGCGACCGUUGUGGCAAACGCACCUAUGUGAGAUUCGAGUCCUUCUGAUACACGUGAAGUAGGUACCAGACCGUGCAUUUCGCGUGUAGUUUGACUAUUUAGCUCCAUGAUCCAUAGCAAAACAGCUGUGAUGAGAAUCCUGAUUCAGAUUGGCGAAGUUGAGAGAUCUGGGUUGAUUAUUUGAAAAAGAAGAAGAAGAAGAAGAAGAAGAAGAAGAAGAAGAUGGGCUCAUCGGAAGAGGUUUAUUUAGAUGCUGACGUUUCGCAAAAGAAAUCGCAGGGUCAAGGUAGCGAUAACGCUUAUCGACUGGCUCUCCAUGAAACCCACUGACACCGCCACGGCUCGUUUUUACGGUCUACCGAAGCUACACAAGGCAAAUGUCCCACUUAGGCCAAUCGUAUCCCUUCGCGGCACUCCGACGUAUGGUUUGGAAAAAUGGGUGUUCGGUCGUCUUAAGGUUUUAGCCGAAGGCUCGCCAACAACAGUAGCAUCUGCAAAUCAAUUCCUCGAGCGCAUAAAACAUCUGAAGUUUGAGCCAGACGAAUCCAUGGUAUCCUUCGAUGUCAUUUCGCUCUUCACCUCCAUUCCACAGCAACUAGCGAUAGACGUUGUCGACCGACUACUGGCAGAGCGCAAUGAGGAGAGGGACAAGCCUCUGAAGUCUGAACAUCUGCUCGAGCUUCUGCCAUACUGGCUCAAGACCUAUUUCCCCUUUGGUGGACAUACGUACGAACGAAUAAAAGGCACUCCUAUGGGCGCCCCUCUAUAAGGCCUAAUCGCUGAAUUAGUUAUUCAACGGAUAGAACACUUGGUUUUCACCAAGUAUCAACCAAAGUUCUGGGCUCGCUAUGUCGAUGGCACCGUCGUUGUCAAAACAACUGACGUUGAGCACCUAAAGGAACUACAGAACGCGGUUGACCCGGAUAUCCAAUUUACGAUGGAAUCAGAAACAAACAGCCAACUGCCCUUCCUUGACGUGCUUGUGUGACGGUGUACAACUGUACAACUGCAAGCCGCCGUAUUUCGAAAAUCCGCCGGCACGAGACAGAUCCUACACUUCAACAGCAAUCAUUCUCUGUCUCACAAGCGCAGCUAUGUCCGCACUCUAUUCCAAAGAGUCGAAACACACUGCAGCGCGCCAGAAGAUAAAAGAGCCGACCGAAUGCAUCUUCAGAACCUAUUUGCAGUCAAUGGUUAUCCCAGAAAUUUUAUCGAGAGAAGCAGACGUCGGGCGCAUAUAUGACGGCCAAAUGAGCAGCAACCUGAAGUCUGGAGGGCCAUUCGCUACGUUAAAGGGGUCUCUGAGGCGGUCUAUUGAUUUUAACCACCUGCCAAAAUAGGCGUAGCCCACCGACCCCAGGCAACACUUUUACGCCGUCUGAUGCAACCUAAGGACCCAUUGCCAACCGCCGAAACCUCAGCAGUUAUCUACAAAAUAAAUUGCAAUGAGGGCGACUGCAAAUAUGUAGGAGAAACCGGGCGGAAAUUGCAGAAUCGCCUACAAGGGCACAAAUCGGCUACUCGGAGGUUAAACCCGAACUCUUAAUUAACAAAACACGUUGGAGAAACUGAGCAUACUUUCGGUCUACAGCGAGCUACCAUCUUAGGCCGGGGCAACACAAAAGCAGAACGACAAACUCUCGAGGCGUGGUUCUCCGAUGCCCACUCUAUUAACAGGCAUCUAAACCUUCCUGUAGCUUACAAAGUCCUACGUCAUCACAAUCGUAGAGCUCAGGACCAAACAACCACACAUGACUUAAGAAGGCCAUACGGAGACAACCCGACGACGAGUUUACGCGGUAAGGAAGAACAAGAACCACCAGACCGAACACCCGACAAAUGUUCAAUCAUCUCCCCUCGACGCACGCAGACAAAACGCCCGUCACCCAUCGCCCGUGAGGCCGAGGCAGCGAGAGGAGAGAAAAAUCGAUCAGCACGAGGCCGACCAACGUGACACACCACUUGGGAUACCUGGUCGAUGAAGUGCAGUUUACGCUUUGACUAUGGAGAACCGACCAAGCUCUUCGAAACGUCAGCAUCUAAAUAAAGCUGUUCCGGUGAGCCCAACUUCUUCUUCUUCAAAUCCUGAGUCGCUGUAAACAAAUCCACGCGUAAAUCCCCCCAUGGGACAGCAGUAGACAGUGUCCUUGAUAACGGUCGAAAAACCGUGUGAGAUCCAAAUCGCUCCAUUUGUAUGUGUAAUCCUGCCGUGUGCCUGCGGGCAGCCAGGUCGAGCGUGUUGCACGCGUAGACGAGCUCUCUCUUUCUUCCCGUCAAGCACUGCUCCCACUUUACGCAUCAGACAACUGACCGGCCUGGAAGUCGAAAGAGAGGUGGAAGUCUGCGGCCUCAGCGCAUACUCGUCCCCAUAAAUAAUUUGACGCGUUUAAUACUAUCGCGGUACGCUAAAGUCUGCGGUUUGGAAGGUUGACAACUGAUGGUACAACUUCGACUUGGCAGUCAGCCCUGUGGAGUACGUUCGACCGCCAACUGUUGGCCCAUUCGCGUUACUCACACAGAGUCCGUUAAACCUAGCUGCUUUCUAGCCUGUCUAGAUUCAGUCGUCGGAGUCGGCUUACUUCGUGCAGUCCGUACGUGGAAACGGUGUAAAUAAGUGCAGAAUUGUACGGAAAUACGGUUUUAUAAUUGGCGUGAUUAGCAAGAUUUGAAUGCUACACUUACAACCAAAUGCCUCCAGGCGUACAGUCAGAAAGAUGUGGCGUCUAGUCAGACGGGCAGUAUCAAGUUGCGCGGAAAGAAAACGGGAGAUUCAAACAAAUGGCACGAGGGUUGGAGGAAAACAGAAAGCCAUAAUUUUCCGAGGCAAACAGAAAAUUAAAGUAUAAGGUAAAAGGUGUCAAAAAGGGACCACAUACGUGGUAACGUACAAGUUCAGUGCAUGUUUAUGCGGAGCGGCAGACUGGUGCACUGACAGUUAGAUUUGAAAUGAUCUCUUCUUAAUGUGACCUUUAUGACGUUUAUACCUAGUGGUAUCAGAGUUGCUCUCCUUUUUCCUUGUGUAGAAUCAUAAUAAGUGUAAGUUUUGGACGACAUGGUGCGGUUGUACGUUUAUGUGAUGGUUUUUGACGCGCCAGCCACCUGUGCCCCCUCCUCGCCUCCGGUGUUCUUGACUCUAUCGCGGCACCGCGCCCAGAUGAGGAAGGGAAGAAAGAGUGCGGUAGAUGCUGCACAAGUCCACCGUCACUGUAACUAUUUCAAGUGCAAAUCACCGUCUCUGCUCCCAUCUUACUCUAAAGCAUGCGGUGCACAUUGUUGGAAACGACAAUCGAUCUGCCUUUGGUGUUUGUGAGGGUUUGUUCGUGUGUGUCAAGGCUUGUUCUCGAAAAAAUCAGACAAGAAAUUUUUAAGUAAACUUAGAUUGUUUUCACAAGGAUAAUUUAAGGUCAGAUUUCUUUAAACAGUCAGUUUUCUCGGAUGGAAGCGAAUAUGCGAAUCCCAGGUUCUUGUUGUAAAGAAGACGAAGACCCCAUCUCUGGGACAGUAGGUUUAUUAGUUUAUUAGUUUUAUUGGGUUUAUUAUUUUAUUUUUAUUAGGUUUAUUAGUUUUCUACUCGUAUAGACAACCGUAAGAAAAUCCAAUUGUUUGAUUUUUGAAAAAUCUUUGACUUGAUGCAUUAUUUCUUAAAGCUUAAAAGGCCUCUAGAGCAAAUAAACAAAGAUGCCCUUGUAAAAUUCAACUAUGUAAUCUUGUGUGGACCGGUGCCAGAUAUUUCUUGCAUCCAGUGUAUUCCCAGAUGACGAAGAAGAAUAGUAGAAAGCGAGUUCAUGCAAUGAACUGUAUUUCUUCUGUCAUUUUGAAAACGUCCACCUUUUCCUCACCAAAACUGAUGAGGCGGCUGUUCCUGCUGGUCCCGGUUUGUCCUGAUACGCCACCUUGUUUUGUAUCAUGGCCCUCUCCGAUGCGCCACCACUGGCCUGCCUGCCUGUUGCGUAUUAGCACUGACCCUUUCUUGUAAGCAAGAGUCAGGCGCACGACAGGUCCAUAUAUAUAUAUAUAUUAUUACCCAUAUUGAUAUAUUAUUAAAAAUAGUCAAAUGCUUUUAUCGAGACCGAUACAUCAGCUUGCUGGCGGCCACACAAAAACGACGUGCAAACCUACGCUUGGCUGUAUCCCGCAUCUCUCACAAACGGAGAUCGAUCUACCUUCUGCUAAAUAAGGCCCAAAUCCACCGACCAGUCCAAGAAAAUUGUCGAGCAGAACUGAAAUACCCCAAAGUCACCGACUGCACAGGCUAUCACAACGGACCUCAACGGUGAGCAAAUAAACACUGUUAGAGAAGUCGAGGGGGACUAACUGAGACUCUUCCUGUCGACCAGAGUAUUUACGCAACUACCGGUAGUAUUGGGGACAAAGCCUCGCCUUUAGGUUUUAAGAAACAGAAUGAAUAACUAGAAUUUUUUGCGGCUCGACCUUCUACAGGAUAUAUUAAACUCAAAUGCCAGAAACGUCAGUAUUUAUGUAGUAUUAGCUAUUCUUUUAAGCCGUUAGUGGGAAGCUCACCUCAGGCAAAUAAGUUACAGGGGGCGUGUAUAGAGUGACAAACGAUUGCACUGGGGAUGCCGAACAUUUUAUGGGUGAACAAAUGCAGCUGUGUAAACAGACACAGUACAGUCUGACAUGUUUUCUCAAGACUACGCUGCGGCGCCAUCGACCGUCUGACAAACACUCGAUACUGCAAGGCUACUUAAAUACCGCAGUAGCGCGUAUGGAUAUAAAUAUUGAUGUUGGGUGACCGUCUCGUUACAAUUCUUUACAAGACUUAACGAGGAGGGCGGCAAUUUUAGAUUUAUCCGGCAUAUGUUCUUGCUUCUUUUAUCUUCAAGGAACACUGUGA